AUGCAGUUCACCGACGCACAGUGGCAGACGCUCGACUCGGUGGACUGGACAGAGUACUUCUCGCCCGAGCGUAUCCAUACACGCCCUCUCCGACGUGUCCCGGAGAGGGUCCGCGGAGGAUAUCUUGACGUCCUCAGUGCGAUCCUAGUCCGCAUUGCCCAGGACCCGGAGGCUGCUGGCCCUACCUUCCUCCUCGCUGCAGCGCCGACUCUUUUCCUUGUUCCAGCGACGCCACCCGACCGCUCGCACACGGCUGCCAUUGCAACGCGCAUCUCUCGCUUUGGUCGAGGUGAGUGGGCUGAGCUAGUCUCAGAUGCACUAGGCCGUCGCACACCCCUUCCUCGCCGCACAGGUCACCGGUCACGCACCGCCACCGAUCCCUCUGCAGCAGAUGAGCGCCGCAUUGCACGUUGCCUUCGUCUGGCAGCGUGCAAUGAGACCUCACGGGCGUGCGCGGCUCUCGAGUCCGCGGAGGCAGCCCCAGAUACACAGGGGACGAUACAGCGCCUGCAGUCGAAGCACCCCAACGCGGAGAGGCCGACCCCAGCUUGGCUGUCUGGCUUCCAGGGGUCCCCUCUCGUGCUCUCGGUGGAUCACUUACGCCGCGCGAUUUUCACAGCUCCGCGGGGCUCUUCGGGAGGACCGUCCGGUUGGGUCGCUGAGCACCUGCGAGACACUUUCCUAGCUUUCCCUCAGAGUCUCCAUUUCCUCCUGGCCGUGUACCAGCAGUGGCUCCGAGGCCGUUGCGCUCCAGCUGCGCGCUCCUUGCUAGCGUCCUCCACCCUCGUGGCUCUGGCGAAGUCGAACAUGGAUGUUCGGCCGAUUGCCAUCGGCGAGGUUUUGGUCCGCAUUCUUUCUCGGGCAGUUUGUCUCCAGCUACGUGACCAGAUGGCGAGGGUCUUCUUGGCAUCACAGCAGUUUGGGGUGGGGGUUACGUGCGGGACAGAGGUCGUAGUUAGAGGCGUCCGCCGCGCUCUGGCUGACCACCCAGACUGGGUGGUCCUGCAGCUAGACGUGGCGAAUGCCUUUAACUCUUUCCACCGAGACAGGAUGUUUCAGGCGCUGCAGGCCAGUCCGGAGUUUCAGUGUCUGAUCCCCUUCAUCGGCCUCUUCUACGGGACGCCCUCGGAUCUCCACUACAGGUCAGGCACGGGAGUGGUCACGAUGCACUCGGAGCGGGGCACUCGCCAGGGAGACCCUCUCAGCCCCUUCUUGUACGCUCUGACACAGCGUCUUGCUUUGGAGCCGGUUCUGGCGGAGGGGGAUGUCCAGCUCUGGUCGUACGCCGAUGACACGUACGUGCUAGGUCCCCCAGACAGGGUGCUGCACCAUUUUGCCGAGAUCGUGAGGCGCUUGGGCGAGAUGGGCCUUGCAGCCCAGCCGCACAAGUGCCUCGUCUACCAGACAGAGUCCUUUCUGUCCAGGGAUCUGGAGGCUUUCACGGGCCUAGGGAUCGAGGUCGCACGCCGAGGGCUCACCGUGACAGGCGUACCGGUAGGCACCGUUUCGUUCGUGGAGCAGAGUCUCCCGGAUCGUCUCGAGAGGAUGGGGCGGGUGCUACCUUGGCUUCCGAGGUUGCGCCAGCCCCAGACAGCUGCCCGCCUUCUUUCGGCGUGUGUCAGCACUCGUCCGCAGUACCUGUCGAGGACCGUCCCUCCUUCGCCCGCAGUGAUCUCCAGUUUUACACGGUGGGACGCACGCCUGGGAGAGACUUUUCAGCAGCUUUUAGCUUCAGGGACCUGGGCUUGUCGCGAGGACGUCCGAGAGGCCGCCCUAGACCAGAUCUUCCUCCCCAUCCGUCUCGGGGGUUUCGGCAUUCGUCGCAUGGCGCGCAUGGCCCCGGUGAGUUUCGUGUGCUCCUGGGUGCAGUGUGCACCCAUUCUCUGUUCUCUCCCUGCGUGUGGCGAGGUGUUUCGGCAGAGCUUCGCUUCAGGUGAGCCAGAGCAGAUCGACCGGGCUCUGCAGACGGCGCUAGAGGGUCUCCCUCCUGACGUUCUCUCUCUCCUUCCCCCCUGGCCCUCUUGCGCUUCUGCCUCCCCCGAUUCCCUUUUUGCAGGAGCGAGCCGUCUUCUGGAGGCGCAUGCCUUGGAGGCCGUGCGUGCCCGUCACACCUCUCCCUUGCACCUUGCCCGUUUGACUUCCCUUCAGGGCGGAGGUGCAGGAGCGUGGUUGACGUCGGUGCCGUACGCCGACCCACUGCGCAUCCCGGAGGCGCUGUGGCAGGCGGCUUCAUCUUCUCGUCUUGGUCUCCCUAUCCCCCAGUUAGCCCUUGCAGGUCAGUGCUCCUGCGGACAGGCGAUUGACGACAUGACGGUGCCUCAUCACGCGGUUCGGUGCCCGCGUUACGGGGUCGCCACUACCAUCCACGACACGGUGAAGUACAUGCUUCGAGACUUUGCGGUCGAGGCGGGCUUCGCGGUAAAGGUGGAGGACUCUACGCUGUUCACACAGUUGGAGGCGGCUCGAGCGAGACUACUGGGACAGCCAGUGGUGGGAGAGGGGACACGGGCUGAGGGACCGGGGGAGCGGAGAGGCGAGGCGGGACAGCCGGGUGGCGGGGGACAGUGGGGACGGCACCAGCUGCGGGGUCAGGUGGAGCGAGGGACAGGUGGGCAGAGGGGACGGCAGGGGGAGCAGACGGGCCAGGACGGGGAGGGGGGACGGCACAGGCAGCAGCAGGAGAGCCAGUGGAGGCCGCGGGCCCAGGGCGCCGCGCCUCCAGGUUCGGCCUCGGGGGCGGGGCAGGGGCGGGAGCAGCAGAGAGCGGACGGAGGUACAGGAGGGGCAGCGGGAUUGGGAGGGGAGGGCCAGGGAGUGAGAGAGGCAGCAGGGGAUGGAGCAGGGGGGUCGGGAGGUUUGGGGGAGGGUAGGGAGGGGGAGGGGAGAGGACAGGUGGAUGGAGGAGAGGAGAGGGGGAGAGAGACGAUCGGAGAGGGGGCACCAAGGGACCAGACAGGGCAGCAGCCAGCGCAACAGCAGGGACCAGUCGGACGCACAGGCCGUGUAGGCACCGCCUCCCGCAUUCCAGACCUCACCUGCCGCGACGUUGGCCAGGGUCUGAUGGUUCUUGUGGAUGUCUCCAUAGCGGAUCCACAGCGGGAGGGGAACGUGCAGCUGAGACGGGCGACCCCCACACAGAUUGGAGUGGCAGCAGCUAGGCGGGUGCAGGAGAAGCUGCGUCACUGGGGGCCGCACUUAGAGGGGCUGCAGCCGGCACCACACUUUUACGCGUGCGUGGCGGAGACCUUUGGCCUUCUGAGUGAGCCGCUGCGUCAGUUUCUGGGGCUCUGCGCAAAGAGGAUAGCACAGCGGAGGAGGGAUAGAGGUGGGGGGGAUGACGGAUCGGCACGGAUAUUUGAGGCAGGACUCACUACACGCCUCUCCGUUGCACUGCAGCGCGCGCAGGCUCAAUGCAUGAUCCAGCAUGCGGUGCGGCAGUUAGGGAGUCACACCCCCUGCCCCCUCAUGCCAUCCGCUCCCCCCGCCCCUACCCUCCGCGUGCCCGCUCCCUUGCCGCCUCUUUUGACCCUCCCUGCCCCCCUCGCCGUUUCCCACCGCCCGCCAUUCGCUCCUCCCCGCCCGUGCGCUCCCCUCGUUUACCUUCUCCUCCCCCCUCCCCUCCUCUGCUGCACGCCUCUUCCUUCCCCUCGCCGACCCACUCCACUCCCUGCCCCUCCUCAAUCCGCACCCUGCCCCUCGUAUCUCGCCCCCCUAUGCUUGGUUUCUCCCCUCCCUGCCCCUCGCCGCCUUUCUCCGCCCCCCACCUCCCCCCUCUCCCUGCCCCCCCACUCUCCCACCCUUGCCCUUGGCUUCCUACCUCCCUGCCCCACCUUUCCCCCCUCUGUGUGCUCAGCUUCUCCCCUCCCUGCCCCUCCCUCCUCCCCGCCCUGCCCCUCGUUUUCCGCCCCCCCACGCCCGGUUUCUCCCCUCCCCGCGCCUCCCUUUCUUUCUCCGUGCCUCUCCUCUGCUCCCUCCCUGCCCCCGCCUGCCCAUGCCCCUGUCUCUGGCUUCUCCCCUCCCUGCCCCACGUUUCUUCCCUCCCUGCCCACCCCCUCUGCCCCUCCCUUGUUUUCCCCUCACCCAUUGCUUCUCCCCUCCCUGCCCUUGAUUUCCCGCACCCCUGCCCUUGUUUCCUACCAUCCAUGCCCCUCGUUUCCCCCCCUUUGUACGUUCAGCCUCUUCCCUCCCUGCCCCUCCCUUCCUCCCCCCCUGCCCUUUGCUCUCCCCUCGUUACGCUCCCUUCUCCCCAUCCCUGCUGCCCUCUUACCACCAUCAGCCCAUCCCCACCACCAGCCCCCCUCCCACCCUUCUCUCCCCCCCUCCCUUUCCCUCUCUCUCUUUCUCACACACACACACGCACACUCCCCUCCCCCACCCCCCCACCCACAUCCUCCCAUUCUGCCCCUCCCUGCCCCUUUCCCACCCCCUCGCACGCCCCUCACCUCCCACCUCCGUGCAACUGGUUUCCCCCCCCUAUGGUGCCUCCCUUGCAUCGCUCGCCCCUCUGCUCACCCUCUGCCCGCCCCUUUUCCGUGCCCUCAGCUGGCCCAGCCCCUGCCCGUUGCUGCCCCUCCCCUUGCCCCCUCAACUCCCCUGCCCCCCGUACACCCCAGUCCCAUCCAACCGCCCCCACCCUCCCCCGGCUGCCCGUUUCCGCUCUCCACCCCCGCGACCGUGUGCGGCUUCCAACCGCCCAACGGUGGUGCGCACGGGGCGUUUCUUCGCACGGGCAAGCCUCCCCGGGGGCCCCCCACCCCGCUGGGUCGUUCCCAGUACUGCUCUACGCUGUUCACACAGUUGGAGGCGGCUCGAGCGAGACUACUGGGACAGCCAGUGGUGGGAGAGGGGACACGGGCUGAGGGACCGGGGGAGCGGAGAGGCGUGGCGGGACAGCCGGGUGGCGGGGGACAGUGGGGACGGCACCAGCUGCGGGGUCAGGUGGAGCGAGGGACAGGUGGGCAGAGGGGACGGCAGGGGGAGCAGACAGGCCAGGACAGGGAGGGGGGACGGCACAGGCAGCAGCAGGAGAGCCAGUGGAGGCCGCGGGCCCAGGGCGCCGCGCCUCCAGGUUCGGCCUUGGGGGCGGGGCAGGGGCGGGAGCAGCAGAGAGCGGACGGAGGUACAGGAGGGGCAGCGGGAUUGGGAGGGGAGGGCCAGGGAGUGAGAGAGGCAGCAGGGGAUGGAGCAGGGGGGUCGGGAGGUUUGGGGGAGGGUAGAGAGGGGGAGGGGAGAGGACAGGUGGAUGGAGGAGAGGAGAGGGGCAGAGAGACGAUCGGAGAGGGGGCACCAAGGGACCAGACAGGGCAGCAGCCAGCGCAACAGCAGGGACCAGUCGGACGCACAGGCCGUGUAGGCACCGCCUCCCGCAUUCCAGACCCCACCUGCCGCGACGUUGGCCAGGGUCUGAUGGUUCUUGUGGAUGUCUCCAUAGCGGAUCCACAGCGGGAGGGGAACGUGCAGCUGAGACGGGCGACCCCCACACAGAUUGGAGUGGCAGCAGCUAGGCGGGUGCAGGAGAAGCUGCGUCACUGGGGGCCGCACUUAGAGGGGCUGCAGCCGGCACCACACUUUUACGCGUGCGUGGCGGAGACCUUUGGCCUUCUGAGUGAGCCGCUGCGUCAGUUUCUGGGGCUCUGCGCAAAGAGGAUAGCACAGCGGAGGAGGGAUAGAGGUGGGGGGGAUGACGGAUCGGCACGGAUAUUUGAGGCAGGACUCACUACACGCCUCUCCGUUGCACUGCAGCGCGCGCAGGCUCAAUGCAUGAUCCAGCAUGCGUCACACCCCCUGCCCCCUCAUGCCAUCCGCUCCCCCCGCCCCUACCCUCCGCGUGCCCGCUCCCUUGCCGCCUCUUUUGACCCUCCCUGCCCCCCUCGCCGUUUCCCACCGCCCGCCAUUCGCUCCUCCCCGCCCGUGCGCUCCCCUCGUUUACCUUCUCCUCCCCCCUCCCCUCCUCUGCUGCACGCCUCUUCCUUCCCCUCGCCGACCCACUCCACUCCCUGCCCCUCCUCAAUCCGCACCCUGCCCCUCGUAUCUCGCCCCCCUAUGCUUGCUUCUCCCCUCCCUGCCCCUCCCUCCUCCCCGCCCUGCCCCUCGUUUUCCGCCCCCCCACGCCCGGUUUCUCCCCUCCCCGCGCCUCCCUUUCUUUCUCCGUGCCUCUCCUCUGCUCCCUCCCUGCCCCCGCCUGCCCAUGCCCCUGUCUUUGGCUUCUCCCCUCCCUGCCCCACGUUUCUUCCCUCCCUGCCCACCCCCUCUGCCCCUCCCUUGUUUUCCCCUCACCCAUUGCUUCUCCCCUCCCUGCCCUUGAUUUCCCGCACCCCUGCCCUUGUUUCCUACCAUCCAUGCCCCUCGUUUCCCCCCCUUUGUACGUUCAGCCUCUUCCCUCCCUGCCCCUCCCUUCCUCCCCCCCUGCCCUUUGCUCUCCCCUCGUUACGCUCCCUUCUCCCCAUCCCUGCUGCCCUCUUACCACCAUCAGCCCAUCCCCACCACCAGCCCCCCUCCCACCCUUCUCUCCCCCCCUCCCUUUCCCUCUCUCUCUUUCUCACACACACACACGCACACUCCCCUCCCCCACCCCCCACCCACAUCCUCCCAUUCUGCCCCUCCCUGCCCCUUUCCCACCCCCUCGCACGCCCCUCACCUCCCACCUCCGUGCAACUGGUUUCCCCCCCCUAUGGUGCCUCCCUUGCAUCGCUCGCCCCUCUGCUCACCCUCUGCCCGCCCCUUUUCCGUGCCCUCAGCUGGCCCAGCCCCUGCCCGUUGCUGCCCCUCCCCUUGCCCCCUCAACUCCCCUGCCCCCCGUACACCCCAGUCCCAUCCAACCGCCCCCACCCUCCCCCGGCUGCCCGUUUCCGCUCUCCACCCCCGCGACCCAUUACCGCCCCUCUCCCCUUAUCCCCCACCACGCCCCCAAGCAGGCCUUUCUCCCCCCAGCCUCCCGUCUCCCUGCCCUUAGUACCGCCGCGCUCUGCCCGUGCGUCACCCUUGCCCACUUCAUACCACCUCCCCCUUCUCCCCCCCCCCCGGCUUCUCCCUAUCAUCACCCGCAUGUUCCCCCACUCCCCUGUCCACAACGUCCCUCCACCCCCCUUCCUGCUUUCCCCACUCCCACUCUGCCCCCCACACCUCUACGAGCCGUACUUCCCCCUCCAGCCUCCCUUUCCCCCCCAGCUACUUCCGCAUCCAGCGUGGGCUGCACCUCUGCAUCCCGCCCUGCCAGGCCCUUCGGUGACCCAACUGCCGCCACCUGGCACCACGCCGCCUUUCCCACCCCCAUCCAAUCUCUACACCCCCUGCCCCUGCUCCCUGCGCAAUCCAGCCACCUACCCCAGCCUCCCUCUACCUCUCCCUAACUCCACACCGCCGUUCCUACCCCCAGCCAAGGUCUACACCCCUUGCUUUUGCUCCCUGGGCUGUGCCGUCCCCAACCUCCCUCCGCCUUUCCGCGGCACCAGACCGCCUCUCCCUCCCCCAGCCAACUUUUGCACCCCCUGUUCCUGCCCCUUGUGCCCUCCAACACCCUACCUCAACCCCCCCCAGUCUCCCCCUUCUCCAACACCCUCCAUAUUUCCUCCCCCCUGGGGCUCGCCCAUCCGCAGCUAUCACCCUUCAUCGAUUCCCCAAUUCCCUCUGUCCCCUGUUUCCCGGCCCCGCAUCCUAUCCUGCAUUUACCACAGCACCUCCUUUCGGUGCCCUCUCUGCCCUCCCACGUUCUCACCCCCCGCCUCCCAACCUUCUCAUUACCCGCUACCAGGCUCACGCCAACUCGACUACCCACUACCCUUUGCCCCUUCCUCUCUGUUCCCCACCCUUCCUUUCCCACCUGGCUCCACCUGCCCACCCCCACCUCCCGUGGAAUUCUGCCCUGCCCUCCCCACCUCUGGCCCACCACCUGUCCCCACACCCUGCUCACCCACCGCUACACCACCCCCGCCCCCCCACCUCCACUACAGCCCGCCAACACUUCCCCUCUCAAUCGGCCCCCAGCCCGCCCCCCCCUUGGGCCCCAAUCCCCUCCAACUGUCAGGCCCCCUCUACCCUCUCUUCCACCCACUGCGCACCGCUUUCCCCACCCUUUUCCCCUUUCCCCAAGCUAACCCCCCGCACCCCGGCCUCUGCCAGGGAGUUCCUUCCCCCUUUGACGCCCUCUUGAGCCAACCCCAGCAACUCACACCGCCACCGCCAGGCAUGCUGCCUCUAGCCAGGGGGGAACUUGCAGCUGACACUGCACGGGAAGGGGUAAGUGAGUUUGUGUGUGAAGGAGCAGCAGAGGCUACAGAGGAUGGGGCAGCAAAGGCUGCACGGGAAGGGGCAAUGGGGGUUGUGGGGGAAGGGGCAGCAGAGGCUGCAGAGGAAAGGGCAGCAGAGGCUGCAAGGGAAGGGGCAGCAGCGGCUGCACGGGAAAGGGCGGCAGGGGCUGCACGGGAAGGGGCGGCAGGGACCGUGACUCUGGCCAGGCAAAGGGCAGAGGCCAUGGAGACAGGUUUUGCAGGAGUAGGGGCCACGGAACCUGCUGCUGCGUCGGCUGGGGGAACCGCAGCAGAGGAGGCUAUAGGGACCGCACCAGUCGAGGCUGCAAGGACUGCAGCAGGAGCGACAGAGGCCACAGCGGGGGCUGGUAUAGGGGGAGGUGCUACGGGUGCAGCGGGGAAGGGGGUAACGGGGACUGGUGCGAGGGAGAGUGCCGCCCCGGCUGUAGCAAGAGAGGGUACGGCAGGGGCCUCAAAGGCAGAAGGUGAGGCUGCAGCUGAAGCAGCAGGGAGGGCCAUAGCACGGCCAGUAGGGGCGGCAGGGGCCGCAGCAAACUCGGGGAAACACACAGCAGGGCCGGCAGGGCCGGCAGAGACUGCAAAAGGGGCUAGCAGUAAAGCGGCAGCAGGCGGGGUGGGCUUGGGGGACAUAGGGGCAACAGGGGAAGGAGAGGGGAGGGUGGUCCCGACCGGGGUGGGCACUGAAGAGGGGGAUGUGAUAGCGAUAGAGGAGGAUGAGGGAGAGGAUGUGAUGCACAUUGACGGGCCACUGGCCCAAUACCUCACGCUUGACGGUGAGGCCGACCCGGCCCCCCUGCAGCCUCACGUCGAGGUUCCCCCUCUACCCCCCAUGCCCGUCCCCAUGCUAGCAGAAGGACCGAUGGAGGGGCUGGGGGAGACCUUGAGGACAGAGCCGCGCGAGGGAGCCCCCAUCCUCACCUCCCGUCCUCCAGCCCACCAGCCCCCAGGAGCACCACUUCCCCACCCCCACCCUCAGGUCCCGGUAGUGUCCAGGGGGGCAGCCAAGGCCCUGGCCUUCUUGGCGGAGCCGUGCUCCCCGACCCCCACGCUGCUCCAUGGCCAGCCCCCCUCUCCGUCCCCAACGCCUGACCCCACGGUUGCAGGCGGUCCACCGGGAGAGCACGCGGGUGCGACAAGAGCAGAGUCACCCGAGGGCACCCCUUCUCUCACCUCUCACCCCUCCCCGCCCCUUCCCUCACUCCUUCCUUCACCCCCAAGGGCAGCACACCUCUGCCCCCACCCUCAGGGGCUCCUUAGAGCACCACGUGGAGCAGCCAGGGCUCUGGUCUUCCUAGAGGAGCCAUGCUCCCCGACUCCUACCAACACCCAGCCACCCCUUACCGGCCCACUACCCCCUCCUCCACCAGGCCCCCCCCCACCCGGUAGUACACACAUCUCGGAGGUUGAAGCAUCUCUGCGGCCAAAUCCCUCUCCCACACGCUACAGGCACCCAAACCACCCGAGUCGCCGCACAGCCCCAACACGCCCACCCAACAGGCUGCCCUCCCCACACCACCCCCCCCAGGCAGCCGAGACCCACCCGCAAGGGCUUGCGCCCCAGGCUCAUGGGAGCGGCGGCACCCGGGUAGAGGGGCCCACAGGAGAGGCCACCACAGAGCCCACACAAAUCUCUCUCCCCCCACCGUUUGUACCUCGCUCUAACCUCCACACUGGCCCAGCCCCUCGACCCCCACCUCCAACCCCCUCUCCCGGCCGGGUUCCCCACGAGUGGCCCCGUUGGGCAGCCAUCACCCCCCACACACAGCUUGCCCGAUCUGUUCCCACGGAGGGGGAUGUUUCGAGGAGAGUGGGGAUGCACACAGAGCACCCCCUGCCUGGCGAACCACCCAUCCUCCCUCCACCCACCCCUUUGGCCCCACAGCCCCCCCUUCCUUCACAAACAGGCGCGGACAACCAGGUUGGCCGCCGGCGGAAGAACAGGGGCAGAGGAGGCAGAGGGUCAGCCCACGUACUCCCCCCUCCCUCCCUCCCCCACCAAGAGCCCCUCCCCACCUCACAUCCCGUUGAACAAUUACCAGGCCCUACCUCUACAGCCCGUCCACCAAACCUACACUCCCGCCCCGCUCCUGCACCUCCACAGGGCCAUGGGAGCGGACCAGCCCACUCACCCCCAUUCUGCCCCUCCCGUGCUGUGUCCCCCUCCCAGGUGGCGGCGGCCGCGAUCGCUACUGGGAGGGGGGCCGUCGGGUUGAGGGAUGCGCCCAUGGCAGACGCCACCGACUCCCCCUCCCAUCCCUCCCACCCCUUCCAUGUCGACGACCCCCUACCGCAACCCAUGGUGAUUGGGGAGGGCCAAGGGGGCCUUCUAGGGCAGGGUCCACACCCGAGCUCCGCUCAGCCAGCACGCCCCACUCCACCCUCUACCCUGCCAGCCCUCCUACUCUCACCUACAGGCAGGCAGGUCUUCGAGACCCCAGAGGAGGUGAGGGCUGGCAUUUCAGAUUUGCUGGCGAUACACCGCCUGAGCAGCUCUCCGGCUGCCCCCACCCUUCCAGUCCCACAGGACCGGACCCGGACGUAUGCGGAGGUCACCCGGUCUGUCCCUUCUUUUAUCCCCCCCGCCACUCAGCCAGGCGCGUCACUCCCGACCCCAAUGGAGACGGACCGGGGUCUGAGGCCGUGUCACUCGCACCUAGACGGGGUGGCGCCUCCCCCCGUUCAGCCCGUGGCGCAGGAGGUCACCAGCAGUAGGGAUGAGGCAUCCGCCCCUACCGAGACCCCUCCGCCUGGGGUAGCAGAGCCGUCACUUGAACCGCACCCCGCCGAGGGGCAGGAGCACACCACGGCACACACUUCAGGCUCACCUCCACGUCCCCCCUCCCCAGCUUCAACACCGGUGCCGGCACGAGGCCCGGCCCUAUCCUGUGCGACACCACCUCUAUCUUCGCUGACACCCCCCCCGCGCGGGGCUGGUGAGUCGUCUCCUCCCCUCAUCCCAGGCGAUCCUGUCGGAGCUCAGGCCGCCCACGGGGUCCCCUCUACAGCCAGUUCCGACGCCACGGCCCCGAUUGACCCCGCCGACACGGCGACAUCACCCGACCAGGUCGUGAGUUGCCCCACCUGCAGGAGCUCUCUCGCGAACCGACGCGCGCUCCAGCACCACAUUCCCUUCUGCCAUCCUGCGGACGCGGCUCGCAGGGCGCAGGCUGCCCAUGAUACCGCCUCGAUCAUCCCUUCCCUCUCACAGCCCCGUGCGACCGGGAUGCAGUUCACCGACGCACAGUGGCAGACGCUCGACUCGGUGGACUGGACAGAGUACUUCUCGCCCGAGCGUAUCCAUACACGCCCUCUCCGACGUGUCCCGGAGAGGGUCCGCGGAGGAUAUCUUGACGUCCUCAGUGCGAUCCUAGUCCGCAUUGCCCAGGACCCGGAGGCUGCUGGCCCUACCUUCCUCCUCGCUGCAGCGCCGACUCUUUUCCUUGUUCCAGCGACGCCACCCGACCGCUCGCACACGGCUGCCAUUGCAACGCGCAUCUCUCGCUUUGGUCGAGGUGAGUGGGCUGAGCUAGUCUCAGAUGCACUAGGCCGUCGCACACCCCUUCCUCGCCGCACAGGUCACCGGUCACGCACCGCCACCGAUCCCUCUGCAGCAGAUGAGCGCCGCAUUGCACGUUGCCUUCGUCUGGCAGCGUGCAAUGAGACCUCACGGGCGUGCGCGGCUCUCGAGUCCGCGGAGGCAGCCCCAGAUACACAGGGGACGAUACAGCGCCUGCAGUCGAAGCACCCCAACGCGGAGAGGCCGACCCCAGCUUGGCUGUCUGGCUUCCAGGGGUCCCCUCUCGUGCUCUCGGUGGAUCACUUACGCCGCGCGAUUUUCACAGCUCCGCGGGGCUCUUCGGGAGGACCGUCCGGUUGGGUCGCUGAGCACCUGCGAGACACUUUCCUAGCUUUCCCUCAGAGUCUCCAUUUCCUCCUGGCCGUGUACCAGCAGUGGCUCCGAGGCCGUUGCGCUCCAGCUGCGCGCUCCUUGCUAGCGUCCUCCACCCUCGUGGCUCUGGCGAAGUCGAACAUGGAUGUUCGGCCGAUUGCCAUCGGCGAGGUUUUGGUCCGCAUUCUUUCUCGGGCAGUUUGUCUCCAGCUACGUGACCAGAUGGCGAGGGUCUUCUUGGCAUCACAGCAGUUUGGGGUGGGGGUUACGUGCGGGACAGAGGUCGUAGUUAGAGGCGUCCGCCGCGCUCUGGCUGACCACCCAGACUGGGUGGUCCUGCAGCUAGACGUGGCGAAUGCCUUUAACUCUUUCCACCGAGACAGGAUGUUUCAGGCGCUGCAGGCCAGUCCGGAGUUUCAGUGUCUGAUCCCCUUCAUCGGCCUCUUCUACGGGACGCCCUCGGAUCUCCACUACAGGUCAGGCACGGGAGUGGUCACGAUGCACUCGGAGCGGGGCACUCGCCAGGGAGACCCUCUCAGCCCCUUCUUGUACGCUCUGACACAGCGUCUUGCUUUGGAGCCGGUUCUGGCGGAGGGGGAUGUCCAGCUCUGGUCGUACGCCGAUGACACGUACGUGCUAGGUCCCCCAGACAGGGUGCUGCACCAUUUUGCCGAGAUCGUGAGGCGCUUGGGCGAGAUGGGCCUUGCAGCCCAGCCGCACAAGUGCCUCGUCUACCAGACAGAGUCCUUUCUGUCCAGGGAUCUGGAGGCUUUCACGGGCCUAGGGAUCGAGGUCGCACGCCGAGGGCUCACCGUGACAGGCGUACCGGUAGGCACCGUUUCGUUCGUGGAGCAGAGUCUCCCGGAUCGUCUCGAGAGGAUGGGGCGGGUGCUACCUUGGCUUCCGAGGUUGCGCCAGCCCCAGACAGCUGCCCGCCUUCUUUCGGCGUGUGUCAGCACUCGUCCGCAGUACCUGUCGAGGACCGUCCCUCCUUCGCCCGCAGUGAUCUCCAGUUUUACACGGUGGGACGCACGCCUGGGAGAGACUUUUCAGCAGCUUUUAGCUUCAGGGACCUGGGCUUGUCGCGAGGACGUCCGAGAGGCCGCCCUAGACCAGAUCUUCCUCCCCAUCCGUCUCGGGGGUUUCGGCAUUCGUCGCAUGGCGCGCAUGGCCCCGGUGAGUUUCGUGUGCUCCUGGGUGCAGUGUGCACCCAUUCUCUGUUCUCUCCCUGCGUGUGGCGAGGUGUUUCGGCAGAGCUUCGCUUCAGGUGAGCCAGAGCAGAUCGACCGGGCUCUGCAGACGGCGCUAGAGGGUCUCCCUCCUGACGUUCUCUCUCUCCUUCCCCCCUGGCCCUCUUGCGCUUCUGCCUCCCCCGAUUCCCUUUUUGCAGGAGCGAGCCGUCUUCUGGAGGCGCAUGCCUUGGAGGCCGUGCGUGCCCGUCACACCUCUCCCUUGCACCUUGCCCGUUUGACUUCCCUUCAGGGCGGAGGUGCAGGAGCGUGGUUGACGUCGGUGCCGUACGCCGACCCACUGCGCAUCCCGGAGGCGCUGUGGCAGGCGGCUUCAUCUUCUCGUCUUGGUCUCCCUAUCCCCCAGUUAGCCCUUGCAGGUCAGUGCUCCUGCGGACAGGCGAUUGACGACAUGACGGUGCCUCAUCACGCGGUUCGGUGCCCGCGUUACGGGGUCGCCACUACCAUCCACGACACGGUGAAGUACAUGCUUCGAGACUUUGCGGUCGAGGCGGGCUUCGCGGUAAAGGUGGAGGACUCUACGCUGUUCACACAGUUGGAGGCGGCUCGAGCGAGACUACUGGGACAGCCAGUGGUGGGAGAGGGGACACGGGCUGAGGGACCGGGGGAGCGGAGAGGCGAGGCGGGACAGCCGGGUGGCGGGGGACAGUGGGGACGGCACCAGCUGCGGGGUCAGGUGGAGCGAGGGACAGGUGGGCAGAGGGGACGGCAGGGGGAGCAGACGGGCCAGGACGGGGAGGGGGGACGGCACAGGCAGCAGCAGGAGAGCCAGUGGAGGCCGCGGGCCCAGGGCGCCGCGCCUCCAGGUUCGGCCUCGGGGGCGGGGCAGGGGCGGGAGCAGCAGAGAGCGGACGGAGGUACAGGAGGGGCAGCGGGAUUGGGAGGGGAGGGCCAGGGAGUGAGAGAGGCAGCAGGGGAUGGAGCAGGGGGGUCGGGAGGUUUGGGGGAGGGUAGGGAGGGGGAGGGGAGAGGACAGGUGGAUGGAGGAGAGGAGAGGGGGAGAGAGACGAUCGGAGAGGGGGCACCAAGGGACCAGACAGGGCAGCAGCCAGCGCAACAGCAGGGACCAGUCGGACGCACAGGCCGUGUAGGCACCGCCUCCCGCAUUCCAGACCUCACCUGCCGCGACGUUGGCCAGGGUCUGAUGGUUCUUGUGGAUGUCUCCAUAGCGGAUCCACAGCGGGAGGGGAACGUGCAGCUGAGACGGGCGACCCCCACACAGAUUGGAGUGGCAGCAGCUAGGCGGGUGCAGGAGAAGCUGCGUCACUGGGGGCCGCACUUAGAGGGGCUGCAGCCGGCACCACACUUUUACGCGUGCGUGGCGGAGACCUUUGGCCUUCUGAGUGAGCCGCUGCGUCAGUUUCUGGGGCUCUGCGCAAAGAGGAUAGCACAGCGGAGGAGGGAUAGAGGUGGGGGGGAUGACGGAUCGGCACGGAUAUUUGAGGCAGGACUCACUACACGCCUCUCCGUUGCACUGCAGCGCGCGCAGGCUCAAUGCAUGAUCCAGCAUGCGGUGCGGCAGUUAGGGAGGUCCGACGACGGGUGGAUGCCCGCACCAGUCCCACUGGGUGCGGGGCAGGGAACUUGGCACCACGUCACAGGGUGCUUCGAGAGUUCACACCCCCUGCCCCCUCAUGCCAUCCGCUCCCCCCGCCCCUACCCUCCGCGUGCCCGCUCCCUUGCCGCCUCUUUUGACCCUCCCUGCCCCCCUCGCCGUUUCCCACCGCCCGCCAUUCGCUCCUCCCCGCCCGUGCGCUCCCCUCGUUUACCUUCUCCUCCCCCCUCCCCUCCUCUGCUGCACGCCUCUUCCUUCCCCUCGCCGACCCACUCCACUCCCUGCCCCUCCUCAAUCCGCACCCUGCCCCUCGUAUCUCGCCCCCCUAUGCUUGGUUUCUCCCCUCCCUGCCCCUCGCCGCCUUUCUCCGCCCCCCACCUCCCCCCUCUCCCUGCCCCCCCCACUCUCCCACCCCUUGCCCUUGGCUUCCUACCUCCCUGCCCCACCUUUCCCCCCUCUGUGUGCUCAGCUUCUCCCCUCCCUGCCCCUCCCUCCUCCCCGCCCUGCCCCUCGUUUUCCGCCCCCCCCACGCCCGGUUUCUCCCCUCCCCGCGCCUCCCUUUCUUUCUCCGUGCCUCUCCUCUGCUCCCUCCCUGCCCCCGCCUGCCCAUGCCCCUGUCUUUGGCUUCUCCCCUCCCUGCCCCACGUUUCUUCCCUCCCUGCCCACCCCCUCUGCCCCUCCCUUGUUUUCCCCUCACCCAUUGCUUCUCCCCUCCCUGCCCUUGAUUUCCCGCACCCCUGCCCUUGUUUCCUACCAUCCAUGCCCCUCCUGGCCCAGCCCCUGCCCGUUGCUGCCCCUCCCCUUGCCCCCUCAACUCCCCUGCCCCCCGUACACCCCAGUCCCAUCCAACCGCCCCCACCCUCCCCCGGCUGCCCGUUUCCGCUCUCCACCCCCGCGACCGUGUGCGGCUUCCAACCGCCCAACGGUGGUGUGCACGGGGCGUUUCUUCGCACGGGCAAGCCUCCCCGGGGGCCCCCCACCCCGCUGGGUCGUUCCACCUACCCCAGCCUCCCUCUACCUCUCCCUAACUCCACACCGCCGUUCCUACCCCCAGCCAAGGUCUACACCCCUUGCUUUUGCUCCCUGGGCUGUGCCGUCCCCAACCUCCCUCCGCCUUUCCGCGGCACCAGACCGCCUCUCCCUCCCCCAGCCAACUUUUGCACCCCCUGUUCCUGCCCCUUGUGCCCUCCAACACCCUACCUCAACCCCCCCCAGUCUCCCCCUUCUCCAACACCCUCCAUAUUUCCUCCCCCCUGGGGCUCGCCCAUCCGCAGCUAUCACCCUUCAUCGAUUCCCCAAUUCCCUCUGUCCCCUGUUUCCCGGCCCCGCAUCCUAUUCUGCAUUUACCACAGCACCUCCUUUCGGUGCCCUCUCUGCCCUCCCACGUUCUCACCCCCCGCCUCCCAACCUUCUCAUUACCCGCUACCAGGCUCACGCCAACUCGACUACCCACUACCCUUUGCCCCUUCCUCUCUGUUCCCCACCCUUCCUUUCCCACCUUGGCUCCACCUGCCCACCCCCACCUCCCGUGGAAUUCUGCCCUGCCCUCCCCACCUCUGGCCCACCACCUGUCCCCACACCCUGCUCACCCACCGCUACAUCACCCCCGCCCCCCCACCUCCACUACAGCCCGCCAACACUUCCCCUCUCAAUCGGCCCCCAGCCCGCCCCCCCCUUGGGCCCCAAUCCCCUCCAACUGAGCAGCAGAGGCUAGCAGAGGAUGGGGCAGCAAAGGCUGCACGGGAAGGGGCAAUGGGGGUUGUGGGGGAAGGGGCAGCAGAGGCUGCAGAGGAAAGGGCAGCAGAGGCUGCAAGGGAAGGGGCAGCAGCGGCUGCACGGGAAAGGGCGGCAGGGGCUGCACGGGAAGGGGCGGCAGGGACCGUGACUCUGGCCAGGCAAAGGGCAGAGGCCAUGGAGACAGGUUUUGCAGGAGUAGGGGCCACGGAACCUGCUGCUGUGUCGGCUGGGGGAACCGCAGCAGAGGAGGCUAUAGGGACCGCACCAGCAGUCGAGGCUGCAAGGACUGCAGCAGGAGCGACAGAGGCCACAGUGGGGGCUGGUAUAGGGGGAGGUGCUACGGGUGCAGCGGGGAAGGGGGUAACGGGGACUGGUGCGAGGGAGAGUGCCGCCCCGGCUGUAGCAAGAGAGGGUACGGCAGGGGCUAGAGUGGGAGAGGGGACAGCAGUGGCCUCAAAGGCAGAAGGUGAGGCUGCAGCUGAAGCAGCAGGGAGGGCCAUAGCACGGCCAGUAGGGGCGGCAGGGGCCGCAGCAAACUCGGGGAAACACACAGCAGGGCCGGCAGGGCCGGCAGAGACUGCAAAAGGGGCUAGCAGUAAAGCGGCAGCAGGCGGGGUGGGCUCGGGGGACAUAGGGGCAACAGGGGAAGGAGAGGGGAGUGUGGUCCCGACCGGGGUGGGCACUGAAGAGGGGGAUGUGAUAGCGAUAGAGGAGGAUGAGGGAGAGGAUGUGAUGCACAUUGACGGGCCACUGGCCCAAUACCUCACGCUUGACGGUGAGGCCGACCCGGCCCCCCUGCAGCCUCACGUCGAGGUUCCCCCUCUACCCCCCAUGCCCGUCCCCAUGCUAGCAGAAGGACCGAUGGAGGGGCUGGGGGAGACCUUGAGGACAGAGCCGCGCGAGGGAGCCCCCAUCCUCACCUCCCGUCCUCCAGCCCACCAGCCCCCAGGAGCACCACUUCCCCACCCCCACCCUCAGGUCCCGGUAGUGUCCAGGGGGGCAGCCAAGGCCCUGGCCUUCUUGGCGGAGCCGUGCUCCCCGACCCCCACGCUGCUCCAUGGCCAGCCCCCCUCUCCGUCCCCAACGCCUGACCCCACGGUUGCAGGCGGUCCACCGGGAGAGCACGCGGCACACCUCUGCCCCCACCCUCAGGGGCUCCUUAGAGCACCACGUGGAGCAGCCAGGGCUCUGGUCUUCCUAGAGGAGCCAUGCUCCCCGACUCCUACCAACACCCAGCCACCCCUUACCGGCCCACUACCCCCUCCUCCACCAGGCCCCCCCCCACCCGGUAGUACACACAUCUCGGAGGUUGAAGCAUCUCUGCGGCCAAAUCCCUCUCCCACACGCUACAGGCACCCAAACCACCCGAGUCGCCGCACAGCCCCAACACGCCCACCCAACAGGCUGCCCUCCCCACACCACCCCCCCCAGGCAGCCGAGACCCACCCGCAAGGGCUUGCGCCCCAGGCUCAUGGGAGCGGCGGCACCCGGGUAGAGGGGCCCACAGGAGAGGCCACCACAGAGCCCACACAAAUCUCUCUCCCCCCACCGUUUGUACCUCGCUCUAACCUCCACACUGGCCCAGCCCCUCGACCCCCACCUCCAACCCCCUCUCCCGGCCGGGUUCCCCACGAGUGGCCCCGUUGGGCAGCCAUCACCCCCCACACACAGCUUGCCCGAUCUGUUCCCACGGAGGGGGAUGUUUCGAGGAGAGUGGGGAUGCACACAGAGCACCCCCUGCCUGGCGAACCACCCAUCCUCCCUCCACCCACCCCUUUGGCCCCACAGCCCCCCCUUCCUUCACAAACAGGCGCGGACAACCAGGUGGCGGCGGCCGCGAUCGCUACUGGGAGGGAGGCCGUCGGGUUGAGGGAUGCGCCCAUGGCAGACGCCACCGACUCCCCCUCCCAUCCCUCCCACCCCUUCCAUGUCGACGACCCCCUACCGCAACCCAUGGUGAUUGGGGAGGGCCAAGGGGGCCUUCUAGGGCAGGGUCCACACCCGAGCUCCGCUCAGCCAGCACGCCCCACUCCACCCUCUACCCUGCCAGCCCUCCUACUCUCACCUACAGGCAGGCAGGUCUUCGAGACCCCAGAGGAGGUGAGGGCUGGCAUUUCAGAUUUGCUGGCGAUACACCGCCUGAGCAGCUCUCCGGCUGCCCCCACCCUUCCAGUCCCACAGGACCGGACCCGGACGUAUGCGGAGGUCACCCGGUCUGUCCCUUCUUUUAUCCCCCCCGCCACUCAGCCAGGCGCGUCACUCCCGACCCCAAUGGAGACGGACCGGGGUCUGAGGCCGUGUCACUCGCACCUAGACGGGGUGGCGCCUCCCCCCGUUCAGCCCGUGGCGCAGGAGGUCACCAGCAGUAGGGAUGAGGCAUCCGCCCCUACCGAGACCCCUCCGCCUGGGGUAGCAGAGCCGUCACUUGAACCGCACCCCGCCGAGGGGCAGGAGCACACCACGGCACACACUUCAGGCUCACCUCCACGUCCCCCCUCCCCAGCUUCAACACCGGUGCCGGCACGAGGCCCGGCCCUAUCCUGUGCGACACCACCUCUAUCUUCGCUGACACCCCCCCCGCGCGGGGCUGGUGAGUCGUCUCCUCCCCUCAUCCCAGGCGAUCCUGUCGGAGCUCAGGCCGCCCACGGGGUCCCCUCUACAGCCAGUUCCGACGCCACGGCCCCGAUUGACCCCGCCGACACGGCGACAUCACCCGACCAGGUCGUGAGUUGCCCCACCUGCAGGAGCUCUCUCGCGAACCGACGCGCGCUCCAGCACCACAUUCCCUUCUGCCAUCCUGCGGACGCGGCUCGCAGGGCGCAGGCUGCCCAUGAUACCGCCUCGAUCAUCCCUUCCCUCUCACAGCCCCGUGCGACCGGGAUGCAGUUCACCGACGCACAGUGGCAGACGCUCGACUCGGUGGACUGGACAGAGUACUUCUCGCCCGAGCGUAUCCAUACACGCCCUCUCCGACGUGUCCCGGAGAGGGUCCGCGGAGGAUAUCUUGACGUCCUCAGUGCGAUCCUAGUCCGCAUUGCCCAGGACCCGGAGGCUGCUGGCCCUACCUUCCUCCUCGCUGCAGCGCCGACUCUUUUCCUUGUUCCAGCGACGCCACCCGACCGCUCGCACACGGCUGCCAUUGCAACGCGCAUCUCUCGCUUUGGUCGAGGUGAGUGGGCUGAGCUAGUCUCAGAUGCACUAGGCCGUCGCACACCCCUUCCUCGCCGCACAGGUCACCGGUCACGCACCGCCACCGAUCCCUCUGCAGCAGAUGAGCGCCGCAUUGCACGUUGCCUUCGUCUGGCAGCGUGCAAUGAGACCUCACGGGCGUGCGCGGCUCUCGAGUCCGCGGAGGCAGCCCCAGAUACACAGGGGACGAUACAGCGCCUGCAGUCGAAGCACCCCAACGCGGAGAGGCCGACCCCAGCUUGGCUGUCUGGCUUCCAGGGGUCCCCUCUCGUGCUCUCGGUGGAUCACUUACGCCGCGCGAUUUUCACAGCUCCGCGGGGCUCUUCGGGAGGACCGUCCGGUUGGGUCGCUGAGCACCUGCGAGACACUUUCCUAGCUUUCCCUCAGAGUCUCCAUUUCCUCCUGGCCGUGUACCAGCAGUGGCUCCGAGGCCGUUGCGCUCCAGCUGCGCGCUCCUUGCUAGCGUCCUCCACCCUCGUGGCUCUGGCGAAGUCGAACAUGGAUGUUCGGCCGAUUGCCAUCGGCGAGGUUUUGGUCCGCAUUCUUUCUCGGGCAGUUUGUCUCCAGCUACGUGACCAGAUGGCGAGGGUCUUCUUGGCAUCACAGCAGUUUGGGGUGGGGGUUACGUGCGGGACAGAGGUCGUAGUUAGAGGCGUCCGCCGCGCUCUGGCUGACCACCCAGACUGGGUGGUCCUGCAGCUAGACGUGGCGAAUGCCUUUAACUCUUUCCACCGAGACAGGAUGUUUCAGGCGCUGCAGGCCAGUCCGGAGUUUCAGUGUCUGAUCCCCUUCAUCGGCCUCUUCUACGGGACGCCCUCGGAUCUCCACUACAGGUCAGGCACGGGAGUGGUCACGAUGCACUCGGAGCGGGGCACUCGCCAGGGAGACCCUCUCAGCCCCUUCUUGUACGCUCUGACACAGCGUCUUGCUUUGGAGCCGGUUCUGGCGGAGGGGGAUGUCCAGCUCUGGUCGUACGCCGAUGACACGUACGUGCUAGGUCCCCCAGACAGGGUGCUGCACCAUUUUGCCGAGAUCGUGAGGCGCUUGGGCGAGAUGGGCCUUGCAGCCCAGCCGCACAAGUGCCUCGUCUACCAGACAGAGUCCUUUCUGUCCAGGGAUCUGGAGGCUUUCACGGGCCUAGGGAUCGAGGUCGCACGCCGAGGGCUCACCGUGACAGGCGUACCGGUAGGCACCGUUUCGUUCGUGGAGCAGAGUCUCCCGGAUCGUCUCGAGAGGAUGGGGCGGGUGCUACCUUGGCUUCCGAGGUUGCGCCAGCCCCAGACAGCUGCCCGCCUUCUUUCGGCGUGUGUCAGCACUCGUCCGCAGUACCUGUCGAGGACCGUCCCUCCUUCGCCCGCAGUGAUCUCCAGUUUUACACGGUGGGACGCACGCCUGGGAGAGACUUUUCAGCAGCUUUUAGCUUCAGGGACCUGGGCUUGUCGCGAGGACGUCCGAGAGGCCGCCCUAGACCAGAUCUUCCUCCCCAUCCGUCUCGGGGGUUUCGGCAUUCGUCGCAUGGCGCGCAUGGCCCCGGUGAGUUUCGUGUGCUCCUGGGUGCAGUGUGCACCCAUUCUCUGUUCUCUCCCUGCGUGUGGCGAGGUGUUUCGGCAGAGCUUCGCUUCAGGUGAGCCAGAGCAGAUCGACCGGGCUCUGCAGACGGCGCUAGAGGGUCUCCCUCCUGACGUUCUCUCUCUCCUUCCCCCCUGGCCCUCUUGCGCUUCUGCCUCCCCCGAUUCCCUUUUUGCAGGAGCGAGCCGUCUUCUGGAGGCGCAUGCCUUGGAGGCCGUGCGUGCCCGUCACACCUCUCCCUUGCACCUUGCCCGUUUGACUUCCCUUCAGGGCGGAGGUGCAGGAGCGUGGUUGACGUCGGUGCCGUACGCCGACCCACUGCGCAUCCCGGAGGCGCUGUGGCAGGCGGCUUCAUCUUCUCGUCUUGGUCUCCCUAUCCCCCAGUUAGCCCUUGCAGGUCAGUGCUCCUGCGGACAGGCGAUUGACGACAUGACGGUGCCUCAUCACGCGGUUCGGUGCCCGCGUUACGGGGUCGCCACUACCAUCCACGACACGGUGAAGUACAUGCUUCGAGACUUUGCGGUCGAGGCGGGCUUCGCGGUAAAGGUGGAGGACUCUACGCUGUUCACACAGUUGGAGGCGGCUCGAGCGAGACUACUGGGACAGCCAGUGGUGGGAGAGGGGACACGGGCUGAGGGACCGGGGGAGCGGAGAGGCGAGGCGGGACAGCCGGGUGGCGGGGGACAGUGGGGACGGCACCAGCUGCGGGGUCAGGUGGAGCGAGGGACAGGUGGGCAGAGGGGACGGCAGGGGGAGCAGACGGGCCAGGACGGGGAGGGGGGACGGCACAGGCAGCAGCAGGAGAGCCAGUGGAGGCCGCGGGCCCAGGGCGCCGCGCCUCCAGGUUCGGCCUCGGGGGCGGGGCAGGGGCGGGAGCAGCAGAGAGCGGACGGAGGUACAGGAGGGGCAGCGGGAUUGGGAGGGGAGGGCCAGGGAGUGAGAGAGGCAGCAGGGGAUGGAGCAGGGGGGUCGGGAGGUUUGGGGGAGGGUAGGGAGGGGGAGGGGAGAGGACAGGUGGAUGGAGGAGAGGAGAGGGGGAGAGAGACGAUCGGAGAGGGGGCACCAAGGGACCAGACAGGGCAGCAGCCAGCGCAACAGCAGGGACCAGUCGGACGCACAGGCCGUGUAGGCACCGCCUCCCGCAUUCCAGACCUCACCUGCCGCGACGUUGGCCAGGGUCUGAUGGUUCUUGUGGAUGUCUCCAUAGCGGAUCCACAGCGGGAGGGGAACGUGCAGCUGAGACGGGCGACCCCCACACAGAUUGGAGUGGCAGCAGCUAGGCGGGUGCAGGAGAAGCUGCGUCACUGGGGGCCGCACUUAGAGGGGCUGCAGCCGGCACCACACUUUUACGCGUGCGUGGCGGAGACCUUUGGCCUUCUGAGUGAGCCGCUGCGUCAGUUUCUGGGGCUCUGCGCAAAGAGGAUAGCACAGCGGAGGAGGGAUAGAGGUGGGGGGGAUGACGGAUCGGCACGGAUAUUUGAGGCAGGACUCACUACACGCCUCUCCGUUGCACUGCAGCGCGCGCAGGCUCAAUGCAUGAUCCAGCAUGCGGUGCGGCAGUUAGGGAGUCACACCCCCUGCCCCCUCAUGCCAUCCGCUCCCCCCGCCCCUACCCUCCGCGUGCCCGCUCCCUUGCCGCCUCUUUUGACCCUCCCUGCCCCCCCUCGCCGUUUCCCACCGCCCGCCAUUCGCUCCUCCCCGCCCGUGCGCUCCCCUCCUUUACCUUCUCCUCCCCCCUCCCCUCCUCUGCUGCACGCCUCUUCCUUCCCCUCGCCGACCCACUCCACUCCCUGCCCCUCCUCAAUCCGCACCCUGCCCCUCGUAUCUCGCCCCCCUAUGCUUGGUUUCUCCCCUCCCUGCCCCUCGCCGCCUUUCCCCGCUCCCCACCUCCCCCCUCUCCCUGCCCCCCCCACUCUCCCCCCCCCUUGUCCUUGGCUUCCUACCUCCCUGCCUCACCUUUCCCCCCUCCGUGUGCUCAGCUUCUCCCCUCCCUGCCCCUCCCUCCUCCCCGCCCUGCCCCUCAUUUUCCGCCCCCCCCCCCCACGCCCGGUUUCUCCCCUCCCCGCGCCUCCCUUUCUUUCUCCGUGCCUCUCCUUUGCUCCCUCCCUGCCCCCGCCUGCCCAUGCCCCUGUCUUUGGCUUCUCCCCUCCCUGCCCCACGUUUCUUCCCUCCCUGCCCCCCGUCUGCCCCUCCCUUGUUUUCCCCUCACCCAUUGCUUCUCUCCUCCCUGCCCUUGAUUUCCCACACCCCUGCCCUCGUUUCCUAUCAUCCAUGCCCCUCCCCCUGCCCGUUGCUGCCCCUCCCCUUGCCCCCUCAACUCCCCUGCCCCCCGUACACCCCAAGUCCCAUCCAACCGCCCCCACCCUCCCCCGGCUGCCCGUUUCCGCUCUCCACCCCCGCGACCGUGUGCGGCUUCCAACCGCCCAACGGUGGUGCGCACGGGGCUCACACCCCCUGCCCCCUCAUGCCAUCCGCUCCCCCCGCCCCUACCCUCCGCGUGCCCGCUCCCUUGCCGCCUCUUUUGACCCUCCCUGCCCCCCCUCGCCGUUUCCCACCGCCCGCCAUUCGCUCCUCCCCGCCCGUGCGCUCCCCUCCUUUACCUUCUCCUCCCCCCUCCCCUCCUCUGCUGCACGCCUCUUCCUUCCCCUCGCCGACCCACUCCACUCCCUGCCCCUCCUCAAUCCGCACCCUGCCCCUCGUAUCUCGCCCCCCUAUGCUUGGUUUCUCCCCUCCCUGCCCCUCGCCGCCUUUCCCCGCUCCCCACCUCCCCCCUCUCCCUGCCCCCCCCACUCUCCCCCCCCCCUUGUCCUUGGCUUCCUACCUCCCUGCCUCACCUUUCCCCCCUCCGUGUGCUCAGCUUCUCCCCUCCCUGCCCCUCCCUCCUCCCCGCCCUGCCCCUCAUUUUCCGCCCCCCCCCCCCCACGCCCGGUUUCUCCCCUCCCCGCGCCUCCCUUUCUUUCUCCGUGCCUCUCCUUUGCUCCCUCCCUGCCCCCGCCUGCCCAUGCCCCUGUCUUUGGCUUCUCCCCUCCCUGCCCCACGUUUCUUCCCUCCCUGCCCCCCGUCUGCCCCUCCCUUGUUUUCCCCUCACCCAUUGCUUCUCUCCUCCCUGCCCUUGAUUUCCCACACCCCUGCCCUCGUUUCCUAUCAUCCAUGCCCCUCCCCCUGCCCGUUGCUGCCCCUCCCCUUGCCCCCUCAACUCCCCUGCCCCCCGUACACCCCAAGUCCCAUCCAACCGCCCCCACCCUCCCCCGGCUGCCCGUUUCCGCUCUCCACCCCCGCGACCGUGUGCGGCUUCCAACCGCCCAACGGUGUCACACCCCCUGCCCCCUCAUGCCAUCCGCUCCCCCCGCCCCUACCCUCCGCGUGCCCGCUCCCUUGCCGCCUCUUUUGACCCUCCCUGCCCCCCCUCGCCGUUUCCCACCGCCCGCCAUUCGCUCCUCCCCGCCCGUGCGCUCCCCUCCUUUACCUUCUCCUCCCCCCUCCCCUCCUCUGCUGCACGCCUCUUCCUUCCCCUCGCCGACCCACUCCACUCCCUGCCCCUCCUCAAUCCGCACCCUGCCCCUCGUAUCUCGCCCCCCUAUGCUUGCUUCUCCCCUCCCUGCCCCUCCCUCCUCCCCGCCCUGCCCCUCAUUUUCCGCCCCCCCCCCCCCACGCCCGGUUUCUCCCCUCCCCGCGCCUCCCUUUCUUUCUCCGUGCCUCUCCUUUGCUCCCUCCCUGCCCCCGCCUGCCCAUGCCCCUGUCUUUGGCUUCUCCCCUCCCUGCCCCACGUUUCUUCCCUCCCUGCCCCCCGUCUGCCCCUCCCUUGUUUUCCCCUCACCCAUUGCUUCUCUCCUCCCUGCCCUUGAUUUCCCACACCCCUGCCCUCGUUUCCUAUCAUCCAUGCCCCUCCCCCUGCCCGUUGCUGCCCCUCCCCUUGCCCCCUCAACUCCCCUGCCCCCCGUACACCCCAAGUCCCAUCCAACCGCCCCCACCCUCCCCCGGCUGCCCGUUUCCGCUCUCCACCCCCGCGACCGUGUGCGGCUUCCAACCGCCCAACGGUGUCACACCCCCUGCCCCCUCAUGCCAUCCGCUCCCCCCGCCCCUACCCUCCGCGUGCCCGCUCCCUUGCCGCCUCUUUUGACCCUCCCUGCCCCCCCUCGCCGUUUCCCACCGCCCGCCAUUCGCUCCUCCCCGCCCGUGCGCUCCCCUCCUUUACCUUCUCCUCCCCCCUCCCCUCCUCUGCUGCACGCCUCUUCCUUCCCCUCGCCGACCCACUCCACUCCCUGCCCCUCCUCAAUCCGCACCCUGCCCCUCGUAUCUCGCCCCCCUAUGCUUGCUUCUCCCCUCCCUGCCCCUCCCUCCUCCCCGCCCUGCCCCUCAUUUUCCGCCCCCCCCCCCCCACGCCCGGUUUCUCCCCUCCCCGCGCCUCCCUUUCUUUCUCCGUGCCUCUCCUUUGCUCCCUCCCUGCCCCCGCCUGCCCAUGCCCCUGUCUUUGGCUUCUCCCCUCCCUGCCCCACGUUUCUUCCCUCCCUGCCCCCCGUCUGCCCCUCCCUUGUUUUCCCCUCACCCAUUGCUUCUCUCCUCCCUGCCCUUGAUUUCCCACACCCCUGCCCUCGUUUCCUAUCAUCCAUGCCCCUCCCCCUGCCCGUUGCUGCCCCUCCCCUUGCCCCCUCAACUCCCCUGCCCCCCGUACACCCCAAGUCCCAUCCAACCGCCCCCACCCUCCCCCGGCUGCCCGUUUCCGCUCUCCACCCCCGCGACCGUGUGCGGCUUCCAACCGCCCAACGGUGUCACACCCCCUGCCCCCUCAUGCCAUCCGCUCCCCCCGCCCCUACCCUCCGCGUGCCCGCUCCCUUGCCGCCUCUUUUGACCCUCCCUGCCCCCCCUCGCCGUUUCCCACCGCCCGCCAUUCGCUCCUCCCCGCCCGUGCGCUCCCCUCCUUUACCUUCUCCUCCCCCCUCCCCUCCUCUGCUGCACGCCUCUUCCUUCCCCUCGCCGACCCACUCCACUCCCUGCCCCUCCUCAAUCCGCACCCUGCCCCUCGUAUCUCGCCCCCCUAUGCUUGCUUCUCCCCUCCCUGCCCCUCCCUCCUCCCCGCCCUGCCCCUCAUUUUCCGCCCCCCCCCCCCCACGCCCGGUUUCUCCCCUCCCCGCGCCUCCCUUUCUUUCUCCGUGCCUCUCCUUUGCUCCCUCCCUGCCCCCGCCUGCCCAUGCCCCUGUCUUUGGCUUCUCCCCUCCCUGCCCCACGUUUCUUCCCUCCCUGCCCCCCGUCUGCCCCUCCCUUGUUUUCCCCUCACCCAUUGCUUCUCUCCUCCCUGCCCUUGAUUUCCCACACCCCUGCCCUCGUUUCCUAUCAUCCAUGCCCCUCCCCCUGCCCGUUGCUGCCCCUCCCCUUGCCCCCUCAACUCCCCUGCCCCCCGUACACCCCAAGUCCCAUCCAACCGCCCCCACCCUCCCCCGGCUGCCCGUUUCCGCUCUCCACCCCCGCGACCGUGUGCGGCUUCCAACCGCCCAACGGUGUCACACCCCCUGCCCCCUCAUGCCAUCCGCUCCCCCCGCCCCUACCCUCCGCGUGCCCGCUCCCUUGCCGCCUCUUUUGACCCUCCCUGCCCCCCCUCGCCGUUUCCCACCGCCCGCCAUUCGCUCCUCCCCGCCCGUGCGCUCCCCUCCUUUACCUUCUCCUCCCCCCUCCCCUCCUCUGCUGCACGCCUCUUCCUUCCCCUCGCCGACCCACUCCACUCCCUGCCCCUCCUCAAUCCGCACCCUGCCCCUCGUAUCUCGCCCCCCUAUGCUUGCUUCUCCCCUCCCUGCCCCUCCCUCCUCCCCGCCCUGCCCCUCAUUUUCCGCCCCCCCCCCCCCACGCCCGGUUUCUCCCCUCCCCGCGCCUCCCUUUCUUUCUCCGUGCCUCUCCUUUGCUCCCUCCCUGCCCCCGCCUGCCCAUGCCCCUGUCUUUGGCUUCUCCCCUCCCUGCCCCACGUUUCUUCCCUCCCUGCCCCCCGUCUGCCCCUCCCUUGUUUUCCCCUCACCCAUUGCUUCUCUCCUCCCUGCCCUUGAUUUCCCACACCCCUGCCCUCGUUUCCUAUCAUCCAUGCCCCUCCCCCUGCCCGUUGCUGCCCCUCCCCUUGCCCCCUCAACUCCCCUGCCCCCCGUACACCCCAAGUCCCAUCCAACCGCCCCCACCCUCCCCCGGCUGCCCGUUUCCGCUCUCCACCCCCGCGACCGUGUGCGGCUUCCAACCGCCCAACGGUGUCACACCCCCUGCCCCCUCAUGCCAUCCGCUCCCCCCGCCCCUACCCUCCGCGUGCCCGCUCCCUUGCCGCCUCUUUUGACCCUCCCUGCCCCCCCUCGCCGUUUCCCACCGCCCGCCAUUCGCUCCUCCCCGCCCGUGCGCUCCCCUCCUUUACCUUCUCCUCCCCCCUCCCCUCCUCUGCUGCACGCCUCUUCCUUCCCCUCGCCGACCCACUCCACUCCCUGCCCCUCCUCAAUCCGCACCCUGCCCCUCGUAUCUCGCCCCCCUAUGCUUGGUUUCUCCCCUCCCUGCCCCUCGCCGCCUUUCCCCGCUCCCCACCUCCCCCCUCUCCCUGCCCCCCCCACUCUCCCCCCCCCUUGUCCUUGGCUUCCUACCUCCCUGCCUCACCUUUCCCCCCUCCGUGUGCUCAGCUUCUCCCCUCCCUGCCCCUCCCUCCUCCCCGCCCUGCCCCUCAUUUUCCGCCCCCCCCCCCGCCCCCCCCCACGCCCGGUUUCUCCCCUCCCCGCGCCUCCCUUUCUUUCUCCGUGCCUCUCCUUUGCUCCCUCCCUGCCCCCGCCUGCCCAUGCCCCUGUCUUUGGCUUCUCCCCUCCCUGCCCCACGUUUCUUCCCUCCCUGCCCCCCGUCUGCCCCUCCCUUGUUUUCCCCUCACCCAUUGCUUCUCUCCUCCCUGCCCUUGAUUUCCCACACCCCUGCCCUCGUUUCCUAUCAUCCAUGCCCCUCCCCCUGCCCGUUGCUGCCCCUCCCCUUGCCCCCUCAACUCCCCUGCCCCCCGUACACCCCAAGUCCCAUCCAACCGCCCCCACCCUCCCCCGGCUGCCCGUUUCCGCUCUCCACCCCCGCGACCGUGUGCGGCUUCCAACCGCCCAACGGUGUCACACCCCCUGCCCCCUCAUGCCAUCCGCUCCCCCCGCCCCUACCCUCCGCGUGCCCGCUCCCUUGCCGCCUCUUUUGACCCUCCCUGCCCCCCCUCGCCGUUUCCCACCGCCCGCCAUUCGCUCCUCCCCGCCCGUGCGCUCCCCUCCUUUACCUUCUCCUCCCCCCUCCCCUCCUCUGCUGCACGCCUCUUCCUUCCCCUCGCCGACCCACUCCACUCCCUGCCCCUCCUCAAUCCGCACCCUGCCCCUCGUAUCUCGCCCCCCUAUGCUUGCUUCUCCCCUCCCUGCCCCUCCCUCCUCCCCGCCCUGCCCCUCAUUUUCCGCCCCCCCCCCCCCACGCCCGGUUUCUCCCCUCCCCGCGCCUCCCUUUCUUUCUCCGUGCCUCUCCUUUGCUCCCUCCCUGCCCCCGCCUGCCCAUGCCCCUGUCUUUGGCUUCUCCCCUCCCUGCCCCACGUUUCUUCCCUCCCUGCCCCCCGUCUGCCCCUCCCUUGUUUUCCCCUCACCCAUUGCUUCUCUCCUCCCUGCCCUUGAUUUCCCACACCCCUGCCCUCGUUUCCUAUCAUCCAUGCCCCUCCCCCUGCCCGUUGCUGCCCCUCCCCUUGCCCCCUCAACUCCCCUGCCCCCCGUACACCCCAAGUCCCAUCCAACCGCCCCCACCCUCCCCCGGCUGCCCGUUUCCGCUCUCCACCCCCGCGACCGUGUGCGGCUUCCAACCGCCCAACGGUGUCACACCCCCUGCCCCCUCAUGCCAUCCGCUCCCCCCGCCCCUACCCUCCGCGUGCCCGCUCCCUUGCCGCCUCUUUUGACCCUCCCUGCCCCCCCUCGCCGUUUCCCACCGCCCGCCAUUCGCUCCUCCCCGCCCGUGCGCUCCCCUCCUUUACCUUCUCCUCCCCCCUCCCCUCCUCUGCUGCACGCCUCUUCCUUCCCCUCGCCGACCCACUCCACUCCCUGCCCCUCCUCAAUCCGCACCCUGCCCCUCGUAUCUCGCCCCCCUAUGCUUGGUUUCUCCCCUCCCUGCCCCUCGCCGCCUUUCCCCGCUCCCCACCUCCCCCCUCUCCCUGCCCCCCCCACUCUCCCCCCCCCCCCUUGUCCUUGGCUUCCUACCUCCCUGCCUCACCUUUCCCCCCUCCGUGUGCUCAGCUUCUCCCCUCCCUGCCCCUCCCUCCUCCCCGCCCUGCCCCUCAUUUUCCGCCCCCCCCCCCCCACGCCCGGUUUCUCCCCUCCCCGCGCCUCCCUUUCUUUCUCCGUGCCUCUCCUUUGCUCCCUCCCUGCCCCCGCCUGCCCAUGCCCCUGUCUUUGGCUUCUCCCCUCCCUGCCCCACCCCCUGCCCGUUGCUGCCCCUCCCCUUGCCCCCUCAACUCCCCUGCCCCCCGUACACCCCAAGUCCCAUCCAACCGCCCCCACCCUCCCCCGGCUGCCCGUUUCCGCUCUCCACCCCCGCGACCGUGUGCGGCUUCCAACCGCCCAACGGUGGUGCGCACGGGGCUCACACCCCCUGCCCCCUCAUGCCAUCCGCUCCCCCCGCCCCUACCCUCCGCGUGCCCGCUCCCUUGCCGCCUCUUUUGACCCUCCCUGCCCCCCCUCGCCGUUUCCCACCGCCCGCCAUUCGCUCCUCCCCGCCCGUGCGCUCCCCUCCUUUACCUUCUCCUCCCCCCUCCCCUCCUCUGCUGCACGCCUCUUCCUUCCCCUCGCCGACCCACUCCACUCCCUGCCCCUCCUCAAUCCGCACCCUGCCCCUCGUAUCUCGCCCCCCUAUGCUUGGUUUCUCCCCUCCCUGCCCCUCGCCGCCUUUCCCCGCUCCCCACCUCCCCCCUCUCCCUGCCCCCCCCACUCUCCCCCCCCCCUUGUCCUUGGCUUCCUACCUCCCUGCCUCACCUUUCCCCCCUCCGUGUGCUCAGCUUCUCCCCUCCCUGCCCCUCCCUCCUCCCCGCCCUGCCCCUCAUUUUCCGCCCCCCCCCCCCCACGCCCGGUUUCUCCCCUCCCCGCGCCUCCCUUUCUUUCUCCGUGCCUCUCCUUUGCUCCCUCCCUGCCCCCGCCUGCCCAUGCCCCUGUCUUUGGCUUCUCCCCUCCCUGCCCCACGUUUCUUCCCUCCCUGCCCCCCGUCUGCCCCUCCCUUGUUUUCCCCUCACCCAUUGCUUCUCUCCUCCCUGCCCUUGAUUUCCCACACCCCUGCCCUCGUUUCCUAUCAUCCAUGCCCCUCCCCCUGCCCGUUGCUGCCCCUCCCCUUGCCCCCUCAACUCCCCUGCCCCCCGUACACCCCAAGUCCCAUCCAACCGCCCCCACCCUCCCCCGGCUGCCCGUUUCCGCUCUCCACCCCCGCGACCGUGUGCGGCUUCCAACCGCCCAACGGUGGUGCGCACGGGGCUCACACCCCCUGCCCCCUCAUGCCAUCCGCUCCCCCCGCCCCUACCCUCCGCGUGCCCGCUCCCUUGCCGCCUCUUUUGACCCUCCCUGCCCCCCCUCGCCGUUUCCCACCGCCCGCCAUUCGCUCCUCCCCGCCCGUGCGCUCCCCUCCUUUACCUUCUCCUCCCCCCUCCCCUCCUCUGCUGCACGCCUCUUCCUUCCCCUCGCCGACCCACUCCACUCCCUGCCCCUCCUCAAUCCGCACCCUGCCCCUCGUAUCUCGCCCCCCUAUGCUUGGUUUCUCCCCUCCCUGCCCCUCGCCGCCUUUCCCCGCUCCCCACCUCCCCCCUCUCCCUGCCCCCCCCCACUCUCCCCCCCCCUUGUCCUUGGCUUCCUACCUCCCUGCCUCACCUUUCCCCCCUCCGUGUGCUCAGCUUCUCCCCUCCCUGCCCCUCCCUCCUCCCCGCCCUGCCCCUCAUUUUCCGCCCCCCCCCCCCCACGCCCGGUUUCUCCCCUCCCCGCGCCUCCCUUUCUUUCUCCGUGCCUCUCCUUUGCUCCCUCCCUGCCCCCGCCUGCCCAUGCCCCUGUCUUUGGCUUCUCCCCUCCCUGCCCCACGUUUCUUCCCUCCCUGCCCCCCGUCUGCCCCUCCCUUGUUUUCCCCUCACCCAUUGCUUCUCUCCUCCCUGCCCUUGAUUUCCCACACCCCUGCCCUCGUUUCCUAUCAUCCAUGCCCCUCGUUUCCCCCCUUUGUACGUUCAGCCUCUUCCCUCCCUGCCCCUCCCUUCCUCCCCCCCUGCCCUUUGCUCUCCCCUCGUUACGCUCCCUUCUCCCCAUCCCUGCUGCCCUCUUACCACCAUCAGCCCAUCCCCACGACCAGCCCCCCUCCCACCCUUCAAUCCCCCCCUCCCUCUCUCUCUCUCUCUCUCUCUCUCUCUCUCUCUUUCUCACACACACACACACACACGCACACUCCCCUCCCCCACCCCCCCCCACCUACAUCCUCCCAUUCUGCCCCUCCCUGCCCCUUUCCCACCCCCUCGCACGCCCCUCACCUCCCACCUCCGUGCAACUGGUUUCCCCCCUAUGGUGCCACCCUUGCAUCGCUCGCCCCUCUGCUCACCCUCUGCCCGCCCCUUUUCCGUGCCCUCAGUUGGCCCAGCCCCUGCCCGUUGCUGCCCCUCCCCUUGCCCCCUCAACUCCCCUGCCCCCCGUACACCCCAAGUCCCAUCCAACCGCCCCCACCCUCCCCCGGCUGCCCGUUUCCGCUCUCCACCCCCGCGACCGUGUGCGGCUUCCAACCGCCCAACGGUGGUGCGCACGGGGCUCACACCCCCUGCCCCCUCAUGCCAUCCGCUCCCCCCGCCCCUACCCUCCGCGUGCCCGCUCCCUUGCCGCCUCUUUUGACCCUCCCUGCCCCCCCUCGCCGUUUCCCACCGCCCGCCAUUCGCUCCUCCCCGCCCGUGCGCUCCCCUCCUUUACCUUCUCCUCCCCCCUCCCCUCCUCUGCUGCACGCCUCUUCCUUCCCCUCGCCGACCCACUCCACUCCCUGCCCCUCCUCAAUCCGCACCCUGCCCCUCGUAUCUCGCCCCCCUAUGCUUGGUUUCUCCCCUCCCUGCCCCUCGCCGCCUUUCCCCGCUCCCCACCUCCCCCCUCUCCCUGCCCCCCCCACUCUCCCCCCCCCCUUGUCCUUGGCUUCCUACCUCCCUGCCUCACCUUUCCCCCCUCCGUGUGCUCAGCUUCUCCCCUCCCUGCCCCUCCCUCCUCCCCGCCCUGCCCCUCAUUUUCCGCCCCCCCCCCCCCACGCCCGGUUUCUCCCCUCCCCGCGCCUCCCUUUCUUUCUCCGUGCCUCUCCUUUGCUCCCUCCCUGCCCCCGCCUGCCCAUGCCCCUGUCUUUGGCUUCUCCCCUCCCUGCCCCACGUUUCUUCCCUCCCUGCCCCCCGUCUGCCCCUCCCUUGUUUUCCCCUCACCCAUUGCUUCUCUCCUCCCUGCCCUUGAUUUCCCACACCCCUGCCCUCGUUUCCUAUCAUCCAUGCCCCUCCCCCUGCCCGUUGCUGCCCCUCCCCUUGCCCCCUCAACUCCCCUGCCCCCGUACACCCCAAGUCCCAUCCAACCGCCCCCACCCUCCCCCGGCUGCCCGUUUCCGCUCUCCACCCCCGCGACCGUGUGCGGCUUCCAACCGCCCAACGGUGGUGCGCACGGGGCUCACACCCCCUGCCCCCUCAUGCCAUCCGCUCCCCCCGCCCCUACCCUCCGCGUGCCCGCUCCCUUGCCGCCUCUUUUGACCCUCCCUGCCCCCCCUCGCCGUUUCCCACCGCCCGCCAUUCGCUCCUCCCCGCCCGUGCGCUCCCCUCCUUUACCUUCUCCUCCCCCCUCCCCUCCUCUGCUGCACGCCUCUUCCUUCCCCUCGCCGACCCACUCCACUCCCUGCCCCUCCUCAAUCCGCACCCUGCCCCUCGUAUCUCGCCCCCCUAUGCUUGGUUUCUCCCCUCCCUGCCCCUCGCCGCCUUUCCCCGCUCCCCACCUCCCCCCUCUCCCUGCCCCCCCCACUCUCCCCCCCCCCUUGUCCUUGGCUUCCUACCUCCCUGCCUCACCUUUCCCCCCUCCGUGUGCUCAGCUUCUCCCCUCCCUGCCCCUCCCUCCUCCCCGCCCUGCCCCUCAUUUUCCGCCCCCCCCCCCCCACGCCCGGUUUCUCCCCUCCCCGCGCCUCCCUUUCUUUCUCCGUGCCUCUCCUUUGCUCCCUCCCUGCCCCCGCCUGCCCAUGCCCCUGUCUUUGGCUUCUCCCCUCCCUGCCCCACGUUUCUUCCCUCCCUGCCCCCCGUCUGCCCCUCCCUUGUUUUCCCCUCACCCAUUGCUUCUCUCCUCCCUGCCCUUGAUUUCCCACACCCCUGCCCUCGUUUCCUAUCAUCCAUGCCCCUCGUUUCCCCCCUUUCCCCUGCCCGUUGCUGCCCCUCCCCUUGCCCCCUCAACUCCCCUGCCCCCCGUACACCCCAAGUCCCAUCCAACCGCCCCCACCCUCCCCCGGCUGCCCGUUUCCGCUCUCCACCCCCGCGACCGUGUGCGGCUUCCAACCGCCCAACGGUGUCACACCCCCUGCCCCCUCAUGCCAUCCGCUCCCCCCGCCCCUACCCUCCGCGUGCCCGCUCCCUUGCCGCCUCUUUUGACCCUCCCUGCCCCCCCUCGCCGUUUCCCACCGCCCGCCAUUCGCUCCUCCCCGCCCGUGCGCUCCCCUCCUUUACCUUCUCCUCCCCCCUCCCCUCCUCUGCUGCACGCCUCUUCCUUCCCCUCGCCGACCCACUCCACUCCCUGCCCCUCCUCAAUCCGCACCCUGCCCCUCGUAUCUCGCCCCCCUAUGCUUGGUUUCUCCCCUCCCUGCCCCUCGCCGCCUUUCCCCGCUCCCCACCUCCCCCCUCUCCCUGCCCCCCCCACUCUCCCCCCCCCUUGUCCUUGGCUUCCUACCUCCCUGCCUCACCUUUCCCCCCUCCGUGUGCUCAGCUUCUCCCCUCCCUGCCCCUCCCUCCUCCCCGCCCUGCCCCUCAUUUUCCGCCCCCCCCCCCCCCACGCCCGGUUUCUCCCCUCCCCGCGCCUCCCUUUCUUUCUCCGUGCCUCUCCUUUGCUCCCUCCCUGCCCCCGCCUGCCCAUGCCCCUGUCUUUGGCUUCUCCCCUCCCUGCCCCACGUUUCUUCCCUCCCUGCCCCCCGUCUGCCCCUCCCUUGUUUUCCCCUCACCCAUUGCUUCUCUCCUCCCUGCCCUUGAUUUCCCACACCCCUGCCCUCGUUUCCUAUCAUCCAUGCCCCUCGUUUCCCCCCUUUGUACGUUCAGCCUCUUCCCUCCCUGCCCCUCCCUUCCUCCCCCCCUGCCCUUUGCUCUCCCCUCGUUACGCUCCCUUCUCCCCAUCCCUGCUGCCCUCUUACCACCAUCAGCCCAUCCCCACGACCAGCCCCCCUCCCACCCUUCAAUCCCCCCCUCCCUCUCUCUCUCUCUCUCUCUCUCUCUCUCUCUCUUUCUCACACACACACACACACACGCACACUCCCCUCCCCCACCCCCCCCCACCUACAUCCUCCCAUUCUGCCCCUCCCUGCCCCUUUCCCACCCCCUCGCACGCCCCUCACCUCCCACCUCCGUGCAACUGGUUUCCCCCCUAUGGUGCCACCCUUGCAUCGCUCGCCCCUCUGCUCACCCUCUGCCCGCCCCUUUUCCGUGCCCUCAGUUGGCCCAGCCCCUGCCCGUUGCUGCCCCUCCCCUUGCCCCCUCAACUCCCCUGCCCCCUGUACACCCCAAGUCCCAUCCAACCGCCCCCACCCUCCCCCGGCUGCCCGUUUCCGCUCUCCACCCCCGCGACCGUGUGCGGCUUCCAACCGCCCAACGGUGGUGCGCACGGGGCUCACACCCCCUGCCCCCUCAUGCCAUCCGCUCCCCCCGCCCCUACCCUCCGCGUGCCCGCUCCCUUGCCGCCUCUUUUGACCCUCCCUGCCCCCCCUCGCCGUUUCCCACCGCCCGCCAUUCGCUCCUCCCCGCCCGUGCGCUCCCCUCCUUUACCUUCUCCUCCCCCCUCCCCUCCUCUGCUGCACGCCUCUUCCUUCCCCUCGCCGACCCACUCCACUCCCUGCCCCUCCUCAAUCCGCACCCUGCCCCUCGUAUCUCGCCCCCCUAUGCUUGGUUUCUCCCCUCCCUGCCCCUCGCCGCCUUUCCCCGCUCCCCACCUCCCCCCUCUCCCUGCCCCCCCCACUCUCCCCCCCCCUUGUCCUUGGCUUCCUACCUCCCUGCCUCACCUUUCCCCCCUCCGUGUGCUCAGCUUCUCCCCUCCCUGCCCCUCCCUCCUCCCCGCCCUGCCCCUCAUUUUCCGCCCCCCCCCCCCCCACGCCCGGUUUCUCCCCUCCCCGCGCCUCCCUUUCUUUCUCCGUGCCUCUCCUUUGCUCCCUCCCUGCCCCCGCCUGCCCAUGCCCCUGUCUUUGGCUUCUCCCCUCCCUGCCCCACGUUUCUUCCCUCCCUGCCCCCCGUCUGCCCCUCCCUUGUUUUCCCCUCACCCAUUGCUUCUCUCCUCCCUGCCCUUGAUUUCCCACACCCCUGCCCUCGUUUCCUAUCAUCCAUGCCCCUCGUUUCCCCCCUUUCCCCUGCCCGUUGCUGCCCCUCCCCUUGCCCCCUCAACUCCCCUGCCCCCCGUACACCCCAAGUCCCAUCCAACCGCCCCCACCCUCCCCCGGCUGCCCGUUUCCGCUCUCCACCCCCGCGACCGUGUGCGGCUUCCAACCGCCCAACGGUGGUGCGCACGGGGCUCACACCCCCUGCCCCCUCAUGCCAUCCGCUCCCCCCGCCCCUACCCUCCGCGUGCCCGCUCCCUUGCCGCCUCUUUUGACCCUCCCUGCCCCCCCUCGCCGUUUCCCACCGCCCGCCAUUCGCUCCUCCCCGCCCGUGCGCUCCCCUCCUUUACCUUCUCCUCCCCCCUCCCCUCCUCUGCUGCACGCCUCUUCCUUCCCCUCGCCGACCCACUCCACUCCCUGCCCCUCCUCAAUCCGCACCCUGCCCCUCGUAUCUCGCCCCCCUAUGCUUGGUUUCUCCCCUCCCUGCCCCUCGCCGCCUUUCCCCGCUCCCCACCUCCCCCCUCUCCCUGCCCCCCCCCCCCACUCUCCCCCCCCCUUGUCCUUGGCUUCCUACCUCCCUGCCUCACCUUUCCCCCCUCCGUGUGCUCAGCUUCUCCCCUCCCUGCCCCUCCCUCCUCCCCGCCCUGCCCCUCAUUUUCCGCCCCCCCCCCCCCACGCCCGGUUUCUCCCCUCCCCGCGCCUCCCUUUCUUUCUCCGUGCCUCUCCUUUGCUCCCUCCCUGCCCCCGCCUGCCCAUGCCCCUGUCUUUGGCUUCUCCCCUCCCUGCCCCACGUUUCUUCCCUCCCUGCCCCCCGUCUGCCCCUCCCUUGUUUUCCCCUCACCCAUUGCUUCUCUCCUCCCUGCCCUUGAUUUCCCACACCCCUGCCCUCGUUUCCUAUCAUCCAUGCCCCUCCCCCUGCCCGUUGCUGCCCCUCCCCUUGCCCCCUCAACUCCCCUGCCCCCCGUACACCCCAAGUCCCAUCCAACCGCCCCCACCCUCCCCCGGCUGCCCGUUUCCGCUCUCCACCCCCGCGACCGUGUGCGGCUUCCAACCGCCCAACGGUGUCACACCCCCUGCCCCCUCAUGCCAUCCGCUCCCCCCGCCCCUACCCUCCGCGUGCCCGCUCCCUUGCCGCCUCUUUUGACCCUCCCUGCCCCCCCUCGCCGUUUCCCACCGCCCGCCAUUCGCUCCUCCCCGCCCGUGCGCUCCCCUCCUUUACCUUCUCCUCCCCCCUCCCCUCCUCUGCUGCACGCCUCUUCCUUCCCCUCGCCGACCCACUCCACUCCCUGCCCCUCCUCAAUCCGCACCCUGCCCCUCGUAUCUCGCCCCCCUAUGCUUGCUUCUCCCCUCCCUGCCCCUCCCUCCUCCCCGCCCUGCCCCUCAUUUUCCGCCCCCCCCCCCCCACGCCCGGUUUCUCCCCUCCCCGCGCCUCCCUUUCUUUCUCCGUGCCUCUCCUUUGCUCCCUCCCUGCCCCCGCCUGCCCAUGCCCCUGUCUUUGGCUUCUCCCCUCCCUGCCCCACGUUUCUUCCCUCCCUGCCCCCCGUCUGCCCCUCCCUUGUUUUCCCCUCACCCAUUGCUUCUCUCCUCCCUGCCCUUGAUUUCCCACACCCCUGCCCUCGUUUCCUAUCAUCCAUGCCCCUCCCCCUGCCCGUUGCUGCCCCUCCCCUUGCCCCCUCAACUCCCCUGCCCCCCGUACACCCCAAGUCCCAUCCAACCGCCCCCACCCUCCCCCGGCUGCCCGUUUCCGCUCUCCACCCCCGCGACCGUGUGCGGCUUCCAACCGCCCAACGGUGUCACACCCCCUGCCCCCUCAUGCCAUCCGCUCCCCCCGCCCCUACCCUCCGCGUGCCCGCUCCCUUGCCGCCUCUUUUGACCCUCCCUGCCCCCCCUCGCCGUUUCCCACCGCCCGCCAUUCGCUCCUCCCCGCCCGUGCGCUCCCCUCCUUUACCUUCUCCUCCCCCCUCCCCUCCUCUGCUGCACGCCUCUUCCUUCCCCUCGCCGACCCACUCCACUCCCUGCCCCUCCUCAAUCCGCACCCUGCCCCUCGUAUCUCGCCCCCCUAUGCUUGCUUCUCCCCUCCCUGCCCCUCCCUCCUCCCCGCCCUGCCCCUCAUUUUCCGCCCCCCCCCCCCCACGCCCGGUUUCUCCCCUCCCCGCGCCUCCCUUUCUUUCUCCGUGCCUCUCCUUUGCUCCCUCCCUGCCCCCGCCUGCCCAUGCCCCUGUCUUUGGCUUCUCCCCUCCCUGCCCCACGUUUCUUCCCUCCCUGCCCCCCGUCUGCCCCUCCCUUGUUUUCCCCUCACCCAUUGCUUCUCUCCUCCCUGCCCUUGAUUUCCCACACCCCUGCCCUCGUUUCCUAUCAUCCAUGCCCCUCGUUUCCCCCCUUUGUACGUUCAGCCUCUUCCCUCCCUGCCCCUCCCUUCCUCCCCCCCUGCCCUUUGCUCUCCCCUCGUUACGCUCCCUUCUCCCCAUCCCUGCUGCCCUCUUACCACCAUCAGCCCAUCCCCACGACCAGCCCCCCUCCCACCCUUCAAUCCCCCCCUCUCUCUCCCUCUCUCUCUCUCUCUCUCUCUCUCUCUCUCUCUUUCUCACACAGCCACACACACGCACACUCCCCUCCCCCACCCCCCCCCACCUACAUCCUCCCAUUCUGCCCCUCCCUGCCCCUUUCCCACCCCCUCGCACGCCCCUCACCUCCCACCUCCGUGCAACUGGUUUCCCCCCUAUGGUGCCACCCUUGCAUCGCUCGCCCCUCUGCUCACCCUCUGCCCGCCCCUUUUCCGUGCCCUCAGUUGGCCCAGCCCCUGCCCGUUGCUGCCCCUCCCCUUGCCCCCUCAACUCCCCUGCCCCCCGUACACCCCAAGUCCCAUCCAACCGCCCCACCCUCCCCCGGCUGCCCGUUUCCGCUCUCCACCCCCGCGACCGUGUGCGGCUUCCAACCGCCCAACGGUGUCACACCCCCUGCCCCCUCAUGCCAUCCGCUCCCCCCGCCCCUACCCUCCGCGUGCCCGCUCCCUUGCCGCCUCUUUUGACCCUCCCUGCCCCCCCUCGCCGUUUCCCACCGCCCGCCAUUCGCUCCUCCCCGCCCGUGCGCUCCCCUCCUUUACCUUCUCCUCCCCCCUCCCCUCCUCUGCUGCACGCCUCUUCCUUCCCCUCGCCGACCCACUCCACUCCCUGCCCCUCCUCAAUCCGCACCCUGCCCCUCGUAUCUCGCCCCCCUAUGCUUGGUUUCUCCCCUCCCUGCCCCUCGCCGCCUUUCCCCGCUCCCCACCUCCCCCCUCUCCCUGCCCCCCCCACUCUCCCCCCCCCUUGUCCUUGGCUUCCUACCUCCCUGCCUCACCUUUCCCCCCUCCGUGUGCUCAGCUUCUCCCCUCCCUGCCCCUCCCUCCUCCCCGCCCUGCCCCUCAUUUUCCGCCCCCCCCCCCCCCACGCCCGGUUUCUCCCCUCCCCGCGCCUCCCUUUCUUUCUCCGUGCCUCUCCUUUGCUCCCUCCCUGCCCCCGCCUGCCCAUGCCCCUGUCUUUGGCUUCUCCCCUCCCUGCCCCACGUUUCUUCCCUCCCUGCCCCCCGUCUGCCCCUCCCUUGUUUUCCCCUCACCCAUUGCUUCUCUCCUCCCUGCCCUUGAUUUCCCACACCCCUGCCCUCGUUUCCUAUCAUCCAUGCCCCUCUUGGCCCAGCCCCUGCCCGUUGCUGCCCCUCCCCUUGCCCCCUCAACUCCCCUGCCCCCCGUACACCCCAAGUCCCAUCCAACCGCCCCCACCCUCCCCCGGCUGCCCGUUUCCGCUCUCCACCCCCGCGACCGUGUGCGGCUUCCAACCGCCCAACGGUGGUGCGCACGGGGCGUUUCUUCGCAUGGGCAAGCCUCCCCGGGGGCCCCCCACCCCGCUGGGGUCGUUUCACACCCCCUGCCCCCUCAUGCCAUCCGCUCCCCCCGCCCCUACCCUCCGCGUGCCCGCUCCCUUGCCGCCUCUUUUGACCCUCCCUGCCCCCCCUCGCCGUUUCCCACCGCCCGCCAUUCGCUCCUCCCCGCCCGUGCGCUCCCCUCCUUUACCUUCUCCUCCCCCCUCCCCUCCUCUGCUGCACGCCUCUUCCUUCCCCUCGCCGACCCACUCCACUCCCUGCCCCUCCUCAAUCCGCACCCUGCCCCUCGUAUCUCGCCCCCCUAUGCUUGCUUCUCCCCUCCCUGCCCCUCCCUCCUCCCCGCCCUGCCCCUCAUUUUCCGCCCCCCCCCCCCCACGCCCGGUUUCUCCCCUCCCCGCGCCUCCCUUUCUUUCUCCGUGCCUCUCCUUUGCUCCCUCCCUGCCCCCGCCUGCCCAUGCCCCUGUCUUUGGCUUCUCCCCUCCCUGCCCCACGUUUCUUCCCUCCCUGCCCCCCGUCUGCCCCUCCCUUGUUUUCCCCUCACCCAUUGCUUCUCUCCUCCCUGCCCUUGAUUUCCCACACCCCUGCCCUCGUUUCCUAUCAUCCAUGCCCCUCCCCCUGCCCGUUGCUGCCCCUCCCCUUGCCCCCUCAACUCCCCUGCCCCCCGUACACCCCAAGUCCCAUCCAACCGCCCCCACCCUCCCCCGGCUGCCCGUUUCCGCUCUCCACCCCCGCGACCGUGUGCGGCUUCCAACCGCCCAACGGUGGUGCGCACGGGGCUCACACCCCCUGCCCCCUCAUGCCAUCCGCUCCCCCCGCCCCUACCCUCCGCGUGCCCGCUCCCUUGCCGCCUCUUUUGACCCUCCCUGCCCCCCCUCGCCGUUUCCCACCGCCCGCCAUUCGCUCCUCCCCGCCCGUGCGCUCCCCUCCUUUACCUUCUCCUCCCCCCUCCCCUCCUCUGCUGCACGCCUCUUCCUUCCCCUCGCCGACCCACUCCACUCCCUGCCCCUCCUCAAUCCGCACCCUGCCCCUCGUAUCUCGCCCCCCUAUGCUUGGUUUCUCCCCUCCCUGCCCCUCGCCGCCUUUCCCCGCUCCCCACCUCCCCCCUCUCCCUGCCCCCCCCCACUCUCCCCCCCCCCUUGUCCUUGGCUUCCUACCUCCCUGCCUCACCUUUCCCCCCUCCGUGUGCUCAGCUUCUCCCCUCCCUGCCCCUCCCUCCUCCCCGCCCUGCCCCUCAUUUUCCGCCCCCCCCCCCCCCACGCCCGGUUUCUCCCCUCCCCGCGCCUCCCUUUCUUUCUCCGUGCCUCUCCUUUGCUCCCUCCCUGCCCCCGCCUGCCCAUGCCCCUGUCUUUGGCUUCUCCCCUCCCUGCCCCACGUUUCUUCCCUCCCUGCCCCCCGUCUGCCCCUCCCUUGUUUUCCCCUCACCCAUUGCUUCUCUCCUCCCUGCCCUUGAUUUCCCACACCCUGCCCUCGUUUCCUAUCAUCCAUGCCCCUCGUUUCCCCCCUUUGUACGUUCAGCCUCUUCCCUCCCUGCCCCUCCCUUCCUCCCCCCCUGCCCUUUGCUCUCCCCUCGUUACGCUCCCUUCUCCCCAUCCCUGCUGCCCUCUUACCACCAUCAGCCCAUCCCACGACCAGCCCCCCUCCCACCCUUCAAUCCCCCCCUCCCUCUCUCUCUCUCUCUCUCUCUCUCUCUCUCUCUCUCUUUCUCACACACACACACACACGCACACUCCCCUCCCCCAACCCCCCCCCACCUACAUCCUCCCAUUCUGCCCCUCCCUGCCCCUUUCCCACCCCCUCGCACGCCCCUCACCUCCCACCUCCGUGCAACUGGUUUCCCCCCUAUGGUGCCACCCUUGCAUCGCUCGCCCCUCUGCUCACCCUCUGCCCGCCCCUUUUCCGUGCCCUCAGUUGGCCCAGCCCCUGCCCGUUGCUGCCCCUCCCCUUGCCCCCUCAACUCCCCUGCCCCCCGUACACCCCAAGUCCCAUCCAACCGCCCCCACCCUCCCCCGGCUGCCCGUUUCCGCUCUCCACCCCCGCGACCGUGUGCGGCUUCCAACCGCCCAACGGUGGUGCGCACGGGGCCAUUACCGCCCCUCUCCCUUAUCCCCCACCACGCCCCCAAGCAGGCCUUUCUCCCCCCAGCCUCCCGUCUCCCUGCCCUUAGUACCGCCGCGCUCUGCCCGUGCGUCACCCUUGCCCACUUCAUACCACCUCCCCCUUCUCCCCCCCCCCCGGCUUCUCCCUAUCAUCACCCGCAUGUUCCCCCACUCCCCUGUCCACAACGUCCCUCCACCCCCCUUCCUGCUUUCCCCACUCCCACUCUGCCCCCCACACCUCUACGAGCCGUACUUCCCCCUCCAGCCUCCCUUUCCCCCCCAGCUACUUCCGCAUCCAGCGUGGGCUGCACCUCUGCAUCCCGCCCUGCCAGGCCCUUCGGUGACCCAACUGCCGCCACCUGGCACCACGCCGCCUUUCCCACCCCCAUCCAAUCUCUACACCCCCUGCCCCUGCUCCCUGCGCAAUCCAGCCACCUACCCCAGCCUCCCUCUACCUCUCCCUAACUCCACACCGCCGUUCCUACCCCCAGCCAAGGUCUACACCCCUUGCUUUUGCUCCCUGGGCUGUGCCGUCCCCAACCUCCCUCCGCCUUUCCGCGGCACCAGACCGCCUCUCCCUCCCCCAGCCAACUUUUGCACCCCCUGUUCCUGCCCCUUGUGCCCUCCAACACCCUACCUCAACCCCCCCCAGUCUCCCCCUUCUCCAACACCCUCCAUAUUUCCUCCCCCCUGGGGCUCGCCCAUCCGCAGCUAUCACCCUUCAUCGAUUCCCCAAUUCCCUCUGUCCCCUGUUUCCCGGCCCCGCAUCCUAUCCUGCAUUUACCACAGCACCUCCUUUCGGUGCCCUCUCUGCCCUCCCACGUUCUCACCCCCCGCCUCCCAACCUUCUCAUUACCCGCUACCAGGCUCACGCCAACUCGACUACCCACUACCCUUUGCCCCUUCCUCUCUGUUCCCCACCCUUCCUUUCCCACCUGGCUCCACCUGCCCACCCCCACCUCCCGUGGAAUUCUGCCCUGCCCUCCCCACCUCUGGCCCACCACCUGUCCCCACACCCUGCUCACCCACCGCUACACCACCCCCGCCCCCCCACCUCCACUACAGCCCGCCAACACUUCCCCUCUCAAUCGGCCCCCAGCCCGCCCCCCCCUUGGGCCCCAAUCCCCUCCAACUGUCAGGCCCCCUCUACCCUCUCUUCCACCCACUGCGCACCGCUUUCCCCACCCUUUUCCCCUUUCCCCAAGCUAACCCCCCGCACCCCGGCCUCUGCCAGGGAGUUCCUUCCCCCUUUGACGCCCUCUUGAGCCAACCCCAGCAACUCACACCGCCACCGCCAGGCAUGCUGCCUCUAGCCAGGGGGGAACUUGCAGCUGACACUGCACGGGAAGGGGUAAGUGAGUUUGUGUGUGAAGGAGCAGCAGAGGCUACAGAGGAUGGGGCAGCAAAGGCUGCACGGGAAGGGGCAAUGGGGGUUGUGGGGGAAGGGGCAGCAGAGGCUGCAGAGGAAAGGGCAGCAGAGGCUGCAAGGGAAGGGGCAGCAGCGGCUGCACGGGAAAGGGCGGCAGGGGCUGCACGGGAAGGGGCGGCAGGGACCGUGACUCUGGCCAGGCAAAGGGCAGAGGCCAUGGAGACAGGUUUUGCAGGAGUAGGGGCCACGGAACCUGCUGCUGCGUCGGCUGGGGGAACCGCAGCAGAGGAGGCUAUAGGGACCGCACCAGUCGAGGCUGCAAGGACUGCAGCAGGAGCGACAGAGGCCACAGCGGGGGCUGGUAUAGGGGGAGGUGCUACGGGUGCAGCGGGGAAGGGGGUAACGGGGACUGGUGCGAGGGAGAGUGCCGCCCCGGCUGUAGCAAGAGAGGGUACGGCAGGGGCCUCAAAGGCAGAAGGUGAGGCUGCAGCUGAAGCAGCAGGGAGGGCCAUAGCACGGCCAGUAGGGGCGGCAGGGGCCGCAGCAAACUCGGGGAAACACACAGCAGGGCCGGCAGGGCCGGCAGAGACUGCAAAAGGGGCUAGCAGUAAAGCGGCAGCAGGCGGGGUGGGCUUGGGGGACAUAGGGGCAACAGGGGAAGGAGAGGGGAGGGUGGUCCCGACCGGGGUGGGCACUGAAGAGGGGGAUGUGAUAGCGAUAGAGGAGGAUGAGGGAGAGGAUGUGAUGCACAUUGACGGGCCACUGGCCCAAUACCUCACGCUUGACGGUGAGGCCGACCCGGCCCCCCUGCAGCCUCACGUCGAGGUUCCCCCUCUACCCCCCAUGCCCGUCCCCAUGCUAGCAGAAGGACCGAUGGAGGGGCUGGGGGAGACCUUGAGGACAGAGCCGCGCGAGGGAGCCCCCAUCCUCACCUCCCGUCCUCCAGCCCACCAGCCCCCAGGAGCACCACUUCCCCACCCCCACCCUCAGGUCCCGGUAGUGUCCAGGGGGGCAGCCAAGGCCCUGGCCUUCUUGGCGGAGCCGUGCUCCCCGACCCCCACGCUGCUCCAUGGCCAGCCCCCCUCUCCGUCCCCAACGCCUGACCCCACGGUUGCAGGCGGUCCACCGGGAGAGCACGCGGGUGCGACAAGAGCAGAGUCACCCGAGGGCACCCCUUCUCUCACCUCUCACCCCUCCCCGCCCCUUCCCUCACUCCUUCCUUCACCCCCAAGGGCAGCACACCUCUGCCCCCACCCUCAGGGGCUCCUUAGAGCACCACGUGGAGCAGCCAGGGCUCUGGUCUUCCUAGAGGAGCCAUGCUCCCCGACUCCUACCAACACCCAGCCACCCCUUACCGGCCCACUACCCCCUCCUCCACCAGGCCCCCCCCCACCCGGUAGUACACACAUCUCGGAGGUUGAAGCAUCUCUGCGGCCAAAUCCCUCUCCCACACGCUACAGGCACCCAAACCACCCGAGUCGCCGCACAGCCCCAACACGCCCACCCAACAGGCUGCCCUCCCCACACCACCCCCCCCAGGCAGCCGAGACCCACCCGCAAGGGCUUGCGCCCCAGGCUCAUGGGAGCGGCGGCACCCGGGUAGAGGGGCCCACAGGAGAGGCCACCACAGAGCCCACACAAAUCUCUCUCCCCCCACCGUUUGUACCUCGCUCUAACCUCCACACUGGCCCAGCCCCUCGACCCCCACCUCCAACCCCCUCUCCCGGCCGGGUUCCCCACGAGUGGCCCCGUUGGGCAGCCAUCACCCCCCACACACAGCUUGCCCGAUCUGUUCCCACGGAGGGGGAUGUUUCGAGGAGAGUGGGGAUGCACACAGAGCACCCCCUGCCUGGCGAACCACCCAUCCUCCCUCCACCCACCCCUUUGGCCCCACAGCCCCCCCUUCCUUCACAAACAGGCGCGGACAACCAGGUUGGCCGCCGGCGGAAGAACAGGGGCAGAGGAGGCAGAGGGUCAGCCCACGUACUCCCCCCUCCCUCCCUCCCCCACCAAGAGCCCCUCCCCACCUCACAUCCCGUUGAACAAUUACCAGGCCCUACCUCUACAGCCCGUCCACCAAACCUACACUCCCGCCCCGCUCCUGCACCUCCACAGGGCCAUGGGAGCGGACCAGCCCACUCACCCCCAUUCUGCCCCUCCCGUGCUGUGUCCCCCUCCCAGGUGGCGGCGGCCGCGAUCGCUACUGGGAGGGGGGCCGUCGGGUUGAGGGAUGCGCCCAUGGCAGACGCCACCGACUCCCCCUCCCAUCCCUCCCACCCCUUCCAUGUCGACGACCCCCUACCGCAACCCAUGGUGAUUGGGGAGGGCCAAGGGGGCCUUCUAGGGCAGGGUCCACACCCGAGCUCCGCUCAGCCAGCACGCCCCACUCCACCCUCUACCCUGCCAGCCCUCCUACUCUCACCUACAGGCAGGCAGGUCUUCGAGACCCCAGAGGAGGUGAGGGCUGGCAUUUCAGAUUUGCUGGCGAUACACCGCCUGAGCAGCUCUCCGGCUGCCCCCACCCUUCCAGUCCCACAGGACCGGACCCGGACGUAUGCGGAGGUCACCCGGUCUGUCCCUUCUUUUAUCCCCCCCGCCACUCAGCCAGGCGCGUCACUCCCGACCCCAAUGGAGACGGACCGGGGUCUGAGGCCGUGUCACUCGCACCUAGACGGGGUGGCGCCUCCCCCCGUUCAGCCCGUGGCGCAGGAGGUCACCAGCAGUAGGGAUGAGGCAUCCGCCCCUACCGAGACCCCUCCGCCUGGGGUAGCAGAGCCGUCACUUGAACCGCACCCCGCCGAGGGGCAGGAGCACACCACGGCACACACUUCAGGCUCACCUCCACGUCCCCCCUCCCCAGCUUCAACACCGGUGCCGGCACGAGGCCCGGCCCUAUCCUGUGCGACACCACCUCUAUCUUCGCUGACACCCCCCCCGCGCGGGGCUGGUGAGUCGUCUCCUCCCCUCAUCCCAGGCGAUCCUGUCGGAGCUCAGGCCGCCCACGGGGUCCCCUCUACAGCCAGUUCCGACGCCACGGCCCCGAUUGACCCCGCCGACACGGCGACAUCACCCGACCAGGUCGUGAGUUGCCCCACCUGCAGGAGCUCUCUCGCGAACCGACGCGCGCUCCAGCACCACAUUCCCUUCUGCCAUCCUGCGGACGCGGCUCGCAGGGCGCAGGCUGCCCAUGAUACCGCCUCGAUCAUCCCUUCCCUCUCACAGCCCCGUGCGACCGGGAUGCAGUUCACCGACGCACAGUGGCAGACGCUCGACUCGGUGGACUGGACAGAGUACUUCUCGCCCGAGCGUAUCCAUACACGCCCUCUCCGACGUGUCCCGGAGAGGGUCCGCGGAGGAUAUCUUGACGUCCUCAGUGCGAUCCUAGUCCGCAUUGCCCAGGACCCGGAGGCUGCUGGCCCUACCUUCCUCCUCGCUGCAGCGCCGACUCUUUUCCUUGUUCCAGCGACGCCACCCGACCGCUCGCACACGGCUGCCAUUGCAACGCGCAUCUCUCGCUUUGGUCGAGGUGAGUGGGCUGAGCUAGUCUCAGAUGCACUAGGCCGUCGCACACCCCUUCCUCGCCGCACAGGUCACCGGUCACGCACCGCCACCGAUCCCUCUGCAGCAGAUGAGCGCCGCAUUGCACGUUGCCUUCGUCUGGCAGCGUGCAAUGAGACCUCACGGGCGUGCGCGGCUCUCGAGUCCGCGGAGGCAGCCCCAGAUACACAGGGGACGAUACAGCGCCUGCAGUCGAAGCACCCCAACGCGGAGAGGCCGACCCCAGCUUGGCUGUCUGGCUUCCAGGGGUCCCCUCUCGUGCUCUCGGUGGAUCACUUACGCCGCGCGAUUUUCACAGCUCCGCGGGGCUCUUCGGGAGGACCGUCCGGUUGGGUCGCUGAGCACCUGCGAGACACUUUCCUAGCUUUCCCUCAGAGUCUCCAUUUCCUCCUGGCCGUGUACCAGCAGUGGCUCCGAGGCCGUUGCGCUCCAGCUGCGCGCUCCUUGCUAGCGUCCUCCACCCUCGUGGCUCUGGCGAAGUCGAACAUGGAUGUUCGGCCGAUUGCCAUCGGCGAGGUUUUGGUCCGCAUUCUUUCUCGGGCAGUUUGUCUCCAGCUACGUGACCAGAUGGCGAGGGUCUUCUUGGCAUCACAGCAGUUUGGGGUGGGGGUUACGUGCGGGACAGAGGUCGUAGUUAGAGGCGUCCGCCGCGCUCUGGCUGACCACCCAGACUGGGUGGUCCUGCAGCUAGACGUGGCGAAUGCCUUUAACUCUUUCCACCGAGACAGGAUGUUUCAGGCGCUGCAGGCCAGUCCGGAGUUUCAGUGUCUGAUCCCCUUCAUCGGCCUCUUCUACGGGACGCCCUCGGAUCUCCACUACAGGUCAGGCACGGGAGUGGUCACGAUGCACUCGGAGCGGGGCACUCGCCAGGGAGACCCUCUCAGCCCCUUCUUGUACGCUCUGACACAGCGUCUUGCUUUGGAGCCGGUUCUGGCGGAGGGGGAUGUCCAGCUCUGGUCGUACGCCGAUGACACGUACGUGCUAGGUCCCCCAGACAGGGUGCUGCACCAUUUUGCCGAGAUCGUGAGGCGCUUGGGCGAGAUGGGCCUUGCAGCCCAGCCGCACAAGUGCCUCGUCUACCAGACAGAGUCCUUUCUGUCCAGGGAUCUGGAGGCUUUCACGGGCCUAGGGAUCGAGGUCGCACGCCGAGGGCUCACCGUGACAGGCGUACCGGUAGGCACCGUUUCGUUCGUGGAGCAGAGUCUCCCGGAUCGUCUCGAGAGGAUGGGGCGGGUGCUACCUUGGCUUCCGAGGUUGCGCCAGCCCCAGACAGCUGCCCGCCUUCUUUCGGCGUGUGUCAGCACUCGUCCGCAGUACCUGUCGAGGACCGUCCCUCCUUCGCCCGCAGUGAUCUCCAGUUUUACACGGUGGGACGCACGCCUGGGAGAGACUUUUCAGCAGCUUUUAGCUUCAGGGACCUGGGCUUGUCGCGAGGACGUCCGAGAGGCCGCCCUAGACCAGAUCUUCCUCCCCAUCCGUCUCGGGGGUUUCGGCAUUCGUCGCAUGGCGCGCAUGGCCCCGGUGAGUUUCGUGUGCUCCUGGGUGCAGUGUGCACCCAUUCUCUGUUCUCUCCCUGCGUGUGGCGAGGUGUUUCGGCAGAGCUUCGCUUCAGGUGAGCCAGAGCAGAUCGACCGGGCUCUGCAGACGGCGCUAGAGGGUCUCCCUCCUGACGUUCUCUCUCUCCUUCCCCCCUGGCCCUCUUGCGCUUCUGCCUCCCCCGAUUCCCUUUUUGCAGGAGCGAGCCGUCUUCUGGAGGCGCAUGCCUUGGAGGCCGUGCGUGCCCGUCACACCUCUCCCUUGCACCUUGCCCGUUUGACUUCCCUUCAGGGCGGAGGUGCAGGAGCGUGGUUGACGUCGGUGCCGUACGCCGACCCACUGCGCAUCCCGGAGGCGCUGUGGCAGGCGGCUUCAUCUUCUCGUCUUGGUCUCCCUAUCCCCCAGUUAGCCCUUGCAGGUCAGUGCUCCUGCGGACAGGCGAUUGACGACAUGACGGUGCCUCAUCACGCGGUUCGGUGCCCGCGUUACGGGGUCGCCACUACCAUCCACGACACGGUGAAGUACAUGCUUCGAGACUUUGCGGUCGAGGCGGGCUUCGCGGUAAAGGUGGAGGACUCUACGCUGUUCACACAGUUGGAGGCGGCUCGAGCGAGACUACUGGGACAGCCAGUGGUGGGAGAGGGGACACGGGCUGAGGGACCGGGGGAGCGGAGAGGCGAGGCGGGACAGCCGGGUGGCGGGGGACAGUGGGGACGGCACCAGCUGCGGGGUCAGGUGGAGCGAGGGACAGGUGGGCAGAGGGGACGGCAGGGGGAGCAGACGGGCCAGGACGGGGAGGGGGGACGGCACAGGCAGCAGCAGGAGAGCCAGUGGAGGCCGCGGGCCCAGGGCGCCGCGCCUCCAGGUUCGGCCUCGGGGGCGGGGCAGGGGCGGGAGCAGCAGAGAGCGGACGGAGGUACAGGAGGGGCAGCGGGAUUGGGAGGGGAGGGCCAGGGAGUGAGAGAGGCAGCAGGGGAUGGAGCAGGGGGGUCGGGAGGUUUGGGGGAGGGUAGGGAGGGGGAGGGGAGAGGACAGGUGGAUGGAGGAGAGGAGAGGGGGAGAGAGACGAUCGGAGAGGGGGCACCAAGGGACCAGACAGGGCAGCAGCCAGCGCAACAGCAGGGACCAGUCGGACGCACAGGCCGUGUAGGCACCGCCUCCCGCAUUCCAGACCUCACCUGCCGCGACGUUGGCCAGGGUCUGAUGGUUCUUGUGGAUGUCUCCAUAGCGGAUCCACAGCGGGAGGGGAACGUGCAGCUGAGACGGGCGACCCCCACACAGAUUGGAGUGGCAGCAGCUAGGCGGGUGCAGGAGAAGCUGCGUCACUGGGGGCCGCACUUAGAGGGGCUGCAGCCGGCACCACACUUUUACGCGUGCGUGGCGGAGACCUUUGGCCUUCUGAGUGAGCCGCUGCGUCAGUUUCUGGGGCUCUGCGCAAAGAGGAUAGCACAGCGGAGGAGGGAUAGAGGUGGGGGGGAUGACGGAUCGGCACGGAUAUUUGAGGCAGGACUCACUACACGCCUCUCCGUUGCACUGCAGCGCGCGCAGGCUCAAUGCAUGAUCCAGCAUGCGGUGCGGCAGUUAGGGAGUCACACCCCCUGCCCCCUCAUGCCAUCCGCUCCCCCCGCCCCUACCCUCCGCGUGCCCGCUCCCUUGCCGCCUCUUUUGACCCUCCCUGCCCCCCCUCGCCGUUUCCCACCGCCCGCCAUUCGCUCCUCCCCGCCCGUGCGCUCCCCUCCUUUACCUUCUCCUCCCCCCUCCCCUCCUCUGCUGCACGCCUCUUCCUUCCCCUCGCCGACCCACUCCACUCCCUGCCCCUCCUCAAUCCGCACCCUGCCCCUCGUAUCUCGCCCCCCUAUGCUUGGUUUCUCCCCUCCCUGCCCCUCGCCGCCUUUCCCCGCUCCCCACCUCCCCCCUCUCCCUGCCCCCCCCACUCUCCCCCCCCCCUUGUCCUUGGCUUCCUACCUCCCUGCCUCACCUUUCCCCCCUCCGUGUGCUCAGCUUCUCCCCUCCCUGCCCCUCCCUCCUCCCCGCCCUGCCCCUCAUUUUCCGCCCCCCCCCCCCCACGCCCGGUUUCUCCCCUCCCCGCGCCUCCCUUUCUUUCUCCGUGCCUCUCCUUUGCUCCCUCCCUGCCCCCGCCUGCCCAUGCCCCUGUCUUUGGCUUCUCCCCUCCCUGCCCCACGUUUCUUCCCUCCCUGCCCCCCGUCUGCCCCUCCCUUGUUUUCCCCUCACCCAUUGCUUCUCUCCUCCCUGCCCUUGAUUUCCCACACCCCUGCCCUCGUUUCCUAUCAUCCAUGCCCCUCGUUUCCCCCCUUUGUACGUUCAGCCUCUUCCCUCCCUGCCCCUCCCUUCCUCCCCCCCUGCCCUUUGCUCUCCCCUCGUUACGCUCCCUUCUCCCCAUCCCUGCUGCCCUCUUACCACCAUCAGCCCAUCCCCACGACCAGCCCCCCUCCCACCCUUCAAUCCCCCCUCCCCUCUCUCUCUUUCUCACACACACACACACACGCACACUCCCCUCCCCCACCCCCCCCCACCUACAUCCUCCCAUUCUGCCCCUCCCUGCCCCUUUCCCACCCCCUCGCACGCCCCUCACCUCCCACCUCCGUGCAACUGGUUUCCCCCCUAUGGUGCCACCCUUGCAUCGCUCGCCCCUCUGCUCACCCUCUGCCCGCCCCUUUUCCGUGCCCUCAGUUGGCCCAGCCCCUGCCCGUUGCUGCCCCUCCCCUUGCCCCCUCAACUCCCCUGCCCCCCGUACACCCCAAGUCCCAUCCAACCGCCCCCACCCUCCCCCGGCUGCCCGUUUCCGCUCUCCACCCCCGCGACCGUGUGCGGCUUCCAACCGCCCAACGGUG
Messenger RNA from Closterium sp. NIES-65, 51248 nucleotides. The record is from the annotation of a GenBank genome assembly. NCBI's taxonomy places the organism in Eukaryota, Viridiplantae, Streptophyta, Zygnematophyceae, Desmidiales, Closteriaceae.